This is a messenger RNA of Pelobates cultripes (western spadefoot toad), 58851 nucleotides long. NCBI's taxonomy places the organism in Eukaryota, Metazoa, Chordata, Amphibia, Anura, Pelobatidae. The record is from the annotation of a GenBank genome assembly.
CCGGUCAGAGCAAACUAAGGAACCCGAUACCAGACAGGUGACUGCGGAAUACACGGCAUGAGCCGUAGGAAGUGGUCACGGUCACUAUGGUAACGGUUGCCGGGAGACAGGACGCUUUCCACUACAAUAACACCGGGGGCCUUGUCUGGCUGUUUGCUGAUACCGGCGGGCGGUGUACUCGUUAUAAUAGGAGGCCGGGGAGACAGAACGUCCGGACAAUCACACUCUGCCAAGGUAUCAAACAGGGAGCCAGAUAACGUGCUGGGUUGCAGUGUUAUAAACUAGGACUGCUCGCAGCAUUCAUAGAGCGCCGUGUGUAUUAUAUCACAUAGGGAAAUAAGUAAUGACUGGCGUCCAACACGGUGCUUUGCUGAAUUAUUACUUUAUUAUUAUUAUUAUUAUCACAUUCUAACUCAUACCGGAUUUUAUGAAAAUGAUGUUAACUUAAUAAAGUAAUUUUUUUAACAGUGAACAUAUGUUUCUAAUUGUGUUUUCCAGGGGUUACCAUUCAGAGUCAGUAUUACAGCCAGUAUUAGAGUCAGUAUCAGAGUAUUACAGCCAGUAUUAGUUAGUAUUAAAGUAUUACAGCCAGUAUUAGUUAGUAUUAAAGUAUUACAGUCAGUUUUAGAGUCAGUAUCAGAGUAUUACAGUCAGUGUUAGAGUCAGUAUCAGAGUAUUGCGGUCAGUAUUACAGUUAGUAUUAAAGUAUUACAGCCAGUAUUACAGUUAGUAUUAAAGUAUUACAGCCAGUGUUAGAGUCAGUAUUAAAGUAUUACAGUCAGUAUUACAGUUAGUAUUAAAGUAUUACAGUCAGUAUUACGGUUAGUAUUAAAGUAUUACAGUCAGUAUUACAGUUAGUAUUAAAGUAUUACAGGCAGUGUUAGAGUCAGUAUUAAAGUAUUACAGCCAGUAUUACAGUUAGUAUUAAAGUAUUACAGUCAGUAUUACGGUUAGUAUUAAAGUAUUACAGCCAGUAUUUGAGUCAGUAUCAGAAUAUUACAGUCAGUAUUACAGUUAGUAUUAAAGUAUUACAGCCAGUGUUAGUCAGUAUCAGAGUAUUACAACCAGUGUUAGAGUCAGUAUUAAAGUAUUACAGUCAGUAUUACAGUUAGUAUUAAAGUAUUACAGCCAUUGUUAGAGUCAGUAUCAGAGUAUUACUGUCAGUGUUAGAGUCAGUAUCAAAGUAUUAUAGCCAGUAUUAGAGUCAAUAUUAAAGUAUUACGGUCAGUAUUACAGCCAGUGUUAUAGUCAGUAUCAGAGUAUUACAGUCAGUGUUAGAGUCAGUAUUAAAGUAUUACAGCAUUCAUAGAGCGCCGUGUGUAUUAUAUCACAUAGGGAAAUAAGUAAUGACUGGCGUCCAACACGGUGCUUUGCUGAAUUAUUACUUUAUUAUUAUUAUUAUUAUCACAUUCUAACUCAUACCGGAUUUUAUGAAAAUGAUGUUAACUUAAUAAAGUAAUUUUUUUAACAGUGAACAUAUGUUUCUAAUUGUGUUUUCCAGGGGUUACCAUUCAGAGUCAGUAUUACAGCCAGUAUUAGAGUCAGUAUCAGAGUAUUACAGCCAGUAUUAGUUAGUAUUAAAGUAUUACAGCCAGUAUUAGUUAGUAUUAAAGUAUUACAGUCAGUUUUAGAGUCAGUAUCAGAGUAUUACAGUCAGUGUUAGAGUCAGUAUCAGAGUAUUGCGGUCAGUAUUACAGUUAGUAUUAAAGUAUUACAGCCAGUAUUACAGUUAGUAUUAAAGUAUUACAGCCAGUGUUAGAGUCAGUAUUAAAGUAUUACAGUCAGUAUUACAGUUAGUAUUAAAGUAUUACAGUCAGUAUUACAGUUAGUAUUAAAGUAUUACAGGCAGUGUUAGAGUCAAUAUUAAAGUAUUACAGCCAGUAUUACAGUUAGUAUUAAAGUAUUACAGUCAGUAUUACGGUUAGUAUUAAAGUAUUACAGCCAGUAUUUGAGUCAGUAUCAAAGUAUUACAGUCAGUAUUACAGUUAGUAUUAAAGUAUUACAGUCAGUAUUACGGUUAGUAUUAAAGUAUUACAGCCAGUAUUUGAGUCAGUAUCAGAAUAUUACAGUCAGUAUUACAGUUAGUAUUAAAGUAUUACAGCCAGUGUUAGUCAGUAUCAGAGUAUUACAACCAGUGUUAGAGUCAGUAUUAAAGUAUUACAGUCAGUAUUACAGUUAGUAUUAAAGUAUUACAGCCAUUGUUAGAGUCAGUAUCAGAGUAUUACUGUCAGUGUUAGAGUCAGUAUCAAAGUAUUAUAGCCAGUAUUAGAGUCAAUAUUAAAGUAUUACGGUCAGUAUUACAGCCAGUGUUAUAGUCAGUAUCAGAGUAUUACAGUCAGUGUUAGAGUCAGUAUUAAAGUAUUACAGCAUUCAUAGAGCGCCGUGUGUAUUAUAUCACAUAGGGAAAUAAGUAAUGACUGGCGUCCAACACGGUGCUUUGCUGAAUUAUUACUUUAUUAUUAUUAUUAUUAUCACAUUCUAACUCAUACCGGAUUUUAUGAAAAUGAUGUUAACUUAAUAAAGUAAUUUUUUUAACAGUGAACAUAUGUUUCUAAUUGUGUUUUCCAGGGGUUACCAUUCAGAGUCAGUAUUACAGCCAGUAUUAGAGUCAGUAUCAGAGUAUUACAGCCAGUAUUAGUUAGUAUUAAAGUAUUACAGCCAGUAUUAGUUAGUAUUAAAGUAUUACAGUCAGUUUUAGAGUCAGUAUCAGAGUAUUACAGUCAGUGUUAGAGUCAGUAUCAGAGUAUUGCGGUCAGUAUUACAGUUAGUAUUAAAGUAUUACAGCCAGUAUUACAGUUAGUAUUAAAGUAUUACAGCCAGUGUUAGAGUCAGUAUUAAAGUAUUACAGUCAGUAUUACAGUUAGUAUUAAAGUAUUACAGUCAGUAUUACAGUUAGUAUUAAAGUAUUACAGGCAGUGUUAGAGUCAAUAUUAAAGUAUUACAGCCAGUAUUACAGUUAGUAUUAAAGUAUUACAGUCAGUAUUACGGUUAGUAUUAAAGUAUUACAGCCAGUAUUUGAGUCAGUAUCAGAAUAUUACAGUCAGUAUUACAGUUAGUAUUAAAGUAUUACAGCCAGUGUUAGUCAGUAUCAGAGUAUUACAACCAGUGUUAGAGUCAGUAUUAAAGUAUUACAGUCAGUAUUACAGUUAGUAUUAAAGUAUUACAGCCAUUGUUAGAGUCAGUAUCAGAGUAUUACUGUCAGUGUUAGAGUCAGUAUCAAAGUAUUAUAGCCAGUAUUAGAGUCAAUAUUAAAGUAUUACGGUCAGUAUUACAGCCAGUGUUAUAGUCAGUAUCAGAGUAUUACAGUCAGUGUUAGAGUCAGUAUUAAAGUAUUACAGCAUUCAUAGAGCGCCGUGUGUAUUAUAUCACAUAGGGAAAUAAGUAAUGACUGGCGUCCAACACGGUGCUUUGCUGAAUUAUUACUUUAUUAUUAUUAUUAUCACAUUCUAACUCAUACCGGAUUUUAUGAAAAUGAUGUUAACUUAAUAAAGUAAUUUUUUUAACAGUGAACAUAUGUUUCUAAUUGUGUUUUCCAGGGGUUACCAUUCAGAGUCAGUAUUACAGCCAGUAUUACAGUCAGUAUCAGAGUAUUACAGCCAGUAUUAGAGUCAGUAUUAAAGUAUUACAGCCAGUGUUAGAGUCAGUAUCAGAGUAUUACUGUCAAUAUUAAAGUAUUACAGUCAGUGUUAGAGUCAGUAUUAAAGUAUUACAGCCAGUAUUAGUUAGUAUUAAAGUAUUACAGUCAGUGUUAGAGUCAGUAUCAGAGUAUUGCGGUCAGUAUUACAGUUAGUAUUAAAGUAUUACAGUCAGUAUUACAGUUAAUAUUAAAGUAUUACAGCCAGUAUUACAGUUAGUAUUAAAGUAUUACAGCCAGUAUUAGAGUCAGUAUUAAAGUAUUACAGCCAGUGUUAGAGUCAGUAUUAAAGUAUUACAGCCAGUAUUAGUUAGUAUUAAAGUGUUAGAGUCAGUAUCAGAGUAUUACAGUCAGUGUUAGAGUCAGUAUCAGAGUAUUGCGGUCAGUAUUACAGUUAGUAUUAAAGUAUUACAGUCAGUAUUACAGUUAAUAUUAAAGUAUUACAGCCAGUAUUACAGUUAGUAUUAAAGUAUUACAGCCAGUGUUAGAGUCAGUAUUAAAGUAUUACAGUCAGUAUUACAGUUAGUAUUAAAGUACAGCCAGUGUUAGAGUCAGUACAGAGUAUUACAGUCAGUAUUAGAGUCAGUAUUAAAGUAUUACAGUUGGUAUUAAAGUAUUACAGCCAGUGUUAGAGUCAGUACAGAAUAUUACAGUCAGUAUUAAAGUAUUACUGCCAGUAUUACAGUUAGUAUUAAAGUAUUACAGCCAGUGUUAGAGUCAGUAUCAGAGUAUUACAGUCAGUAUUAAAGUAAUUUCAAUUAGUAUUAAGGUAUUACAGCCAGUGUUAGAGUCAGUAUCAGAGUAUUACAGGCAGUGUUAGAGUCUGUAUCAGAGUAUUACAGUCAGUAUUAAAGUAUUACAGCCAGUAUUACAGUUAGUAUUAAAGUAUUACAGCCAGUGUUAGAGUCAGUAUUAAAGUAUUACAGCCAGUAUUACAGUUAGUAUUAAAGUAUUACAGCCAGUGUUAGAGUCAAUAUCAGAGUAUUACAGUUAGUAUUAAAGUAUUGCAGCCAGUAUUAGAGUCAGUAUAAGAGUAUUACAGGCAGUAUUACAGUUAGUAUUAAAGUAUUACAGCCAGUGUUAGUUAGUAUUAAAGUAUUACAGUCAGUGUUAGAGUCAGUAUCAGAGUAUUACAGUCAGUGUUAGAGUCAGUAUCAGAGUAUUGCGGUCAGUAUUACAGUUAGUAUUAAAGUAUUACAGUCAGUAUUACAGUUAAUAUUAAAGUAUUACAGCCAGUAUUACAGUUAGUAUUAAAGUAUUACAGCCAGUGUUAGAGUCAGUAUUAAAGUAUUACAGUCAGUAUUACAGUUAGUAUUAAAGUAUUACAGCCAGUGUUAGAGUCAGUAUUAAAGUAUUACAGCCAGUAUUACAGUUAGUAUUAAAGUAUUACAGUCAGUAUUACGGUUAAUAUUAAAGUAUUAUAGCCAGUAUUACGGUUAGUAUUAAAGUAUUACAGCCAGUAUUUGAGUCAGUAUCAGAAUAUUACAGUCAGUAUUACAGUUAGUAUUAAAGUAUUACAGCCAGUGUUAGUCAGUAUCAGACUAUUACAGUCAGUAUUAGAGUCAGUAUCAGAGUAUUACAGUCAGUAUUACAGUUAGUAUUAAAGUAUUACAGCCAUUGUUAGAGUCAGUAUCAGAGUAUUACUGUCAGUGUUAGAGUCAGUAUCAAAGUAUUAUAGUCAGUAUUAGAGUCAAUAUUAAAGUAUUACGGUCAGUAUUACAGUUAGUAUUAAAGUAUUACAGCCAGUGUUAUAGUCAGUAUCAGAGUAUUACAGUCAGUGUUAGAGUCAGUAUUAAAGUAUAACAGUCAGUAUUACAGUUAGUAUUAAAGUAUUAGUCAGUAUUACAGUUAAUAUUAAAGUAUUACAGCCAGUAUUACAGUUAGUAUUAAAGUAUUACAGCCAGUGUUAGAUUCAGUAUUAGAGUAUUACAGUCAGUAUUAGAGUCAGUAUUACAAUCAGUAUCAGAGUAUUACUGUCAGUGUUACAGUCAGUAUUAAAGUAUUACAGUCAGUAUUACAGGUAGUAUUAAAAUAUUACAGUCAGUGUUAGAUUCAGUAUCAGAGUAUUACUGUCAGUGUUGAUCAGUAUCACAGUAUUACUGUCAGUGUUACAGUUAGUAUUAAAGUAUUACAGCCAGUAUUACAGUUAGUAUUAAAGUUUUACAGCCAGUGUUAGAGUCAGUAUCAGCGUAGUACUGUCAGUAUUACAGUUAGUAUUAAAGUAUUACAGUCAGUAUUACGGUUAAUAUUAAAGUAUUAUAGCCAGUAUUACGGUUAGUAUUAAAGUAUUACAGCCAGUAUUUGAGUCAGUAUCAGAGUAUUACAGUCAGUAUUACAGUUAGUAUUAAAGUAUUACAGCCAGUGUUAGUCAGUAUCAGAGUAUUACAACCAGUGUUAGAGUCAGUAUUAAAGUAUUACAGUCAGUAUUACAGUUAGUAUUAAAGUAUUACAGCCAUUGUUAGAGUCAGUAUCAGAGUAUUACUGUCAGUGUUAGAGUCAGUAUCAAAGUAUUAUAGUCAGUAUUAGAGUCAAUAUUAAAGUAUUACGGUCAGUAUUACAGUUAGUAUUAAAGUAUUACAGCCAGUGUUAUAGUCAGUAUUAGAGUAUUACAGUCAGUGUUAGAGUCAGUAUUAAAGUAUUACAGUCAGUAUUACAGUUAGUAUUAAAGUAUUAGUCAGUAUUACAGUUAAUAUUAAAGUAUUACAGCCAGUAUUACAGUUAGUAUUAAAGUAUUACAGCCAGUGUUAGAUUCAGUAUUAGAGUCAGUAUUACAAUCAGUAUCAGAGUAUUACUGUCAGUGUUACAGUCAGUAUUAAAGUAUUACAGUCAGUAUUACAGGUAGUAUUAAAAUAUUACAGUCAGUGUUAGAUUCAGUAUCAGAGUAUUACUGUCAGUGUUGAUCAGUAUCACAGUAUUACUGUCAGUGUUACAGUUAGUAUUAAAGUAUUACAGCCAGUAUUACAGUUAGUAUUAAAGUUUUACAGCCAGUGUUAUAGUCAGUAUCAGAGUAGUACUGUCAGUAUUAGUCAGUAUUAAAGUAUUACAGUUUGUAUUACAGUUAGUAUUAAAGUAUUACAGCCAGUGUUAGAGUCAGUACGGAGUAUUACAGUCAGUAUUAGAGUCAGUAUUAAAGUAUUACAGUUAGUAUUAAAGUAUUACAGCCAGUGUUAGAGUCAGUACAGAGUAUUACAGUCAGUAUUAGAGUCAGUAUUAAAGUAUUACUGCCAGUAUUACAGUUAGUAUUAAAGUAUUACAGCCAGUGUUAGAGUCAGUAUCAGAGUAUUACAGUCAGUAUUAAAGUAAUUACAAUUAGUAUUAAAGUAUUACAGCCAGUGUUAGAGUCAGUAUCAGAGUAUUACUGUCAGUGUUAGAGUCAGUAUUAGAGUAUUACAGUCAGUAUUACAGUCAGUAUUACAGUUAGUAUUAAAGUAUUACAGCCAGUGUUAUAUUCAGUAUCAGAGUAUUACUGUCAGUGUUAGAGUCAGUAUCAGAGUAUUACAGUCAGUAUUAGAGUCAGUCUGUAUUACAGUUAAUAUAAAAGUAUUACAGCCAGUAUUACAGUUAGUAUUAAAGUAUUACAGCCAGUAUUACAGUUAUAAAUUAAAGUAGUACAGUCAGUUUUAGAGUCAGUAUCAGAGUAUUACAGUCAGUGUUAGAGUCAGUAUCAGAGUAUUGCGGUCAGUAUUACAGUUAGUAUUAAAGUAUUACAGUCAGUAUUACAGUUAAUAUUAAAGUAUUACAGCCAGUAUUACAGUUAGUAUUAAAGUAUUACAGCCAGUGUUAGAGUCAGUAUUAAAGUAUUACAGUCAGUAUUACAGUUAGUAUUAAAGUACAGCCAGUGUUAGAGUCAGUACAGAGUAUUACAGUCAGUAUUAGAGUCAGUAUUAAAGUAUUACAGUUGGUAUUAAAGUAUUACAGCCAGUGUUAGAGUCAGUACAGAAUAUUACAGUCAGUAUUAAAGUAUUACUGCCAGUAUUACAGUUAGUAUUAAAGUAUUACAGCCAGUGUUAGAGUCAGUAUCAGAGUAUUACAGUCAGUAUUAAAGUAAUUUCAAUUAGUAUUAAGGUAUUACAGCCAGUGUUAGAGUCAGUAUCAGAGUAUUACAGGCAGUGUUAGAGUCUGUAUCAGAGUAUUACAGUCAGUAUUAAAGUAUUACAGCCAGUAUUACAGUUAGUAUUAAAGUAUUACAGCCAGUGUUAGAGUCAGUAUUAAAGUAUUACAGCCAGUAUUACAGUUAGUAUUAAAGUAUUACAGCCAGUGUUAGAGUCAAUAUCAGAGUAUUACAGUUAGUAUUAAAGUAUUGCAGCCAGUAUUAGAGUCAGUAUAAGAGUAUUACAGGCAGUAUUACAGUUAGUAUUAAAGUAUUACAGCCAGUGUUAGUUAGUAUUAAAGUAUUACAGUCAGUGUUAGAGUCAGUAUCAGAGUAUUACAGUCAGUGUUAGAGUCAGUAUCAGAGUAUUGCGGUCAGUAUUACAGUUAGUAUUAAAGUAUUACAGUCAGUAUUACAGUUAAUAUUAAAGUAUUACAGCCAGUAUUACAGUUAGUAUUAAAGUAUUACAGCCAGUGUUAGAGUCAGUAUUAAAGUAUUACAGUCAGUAUUACAGUUAGUAUUAAAGUAUUACAGCCAGUGUUAGAGUCAGUAUUAAAGUAUUACAGCCAGUAUUACAGUUAGUAUUAAAGUAUUACAGUCAGUAUUACGGUUAAUAUUAAAGUAUUAUAGCCAGUAUUACGGUUAGUAUUAAAGUAUUACAGCCAGUAUUUGAGUCAGUAUCAGAAUAUUACAGUCAGUAUUACAGUUAGUAUUAAAGUAUUACAGCCAGUGUUAGUCAGUAUCAGACUAUUACAGUCAGUAUUAGAGUCAGUAUCAGAGUAUUACAGUCAGUAUUACAGUUAGUAUUAAAGUAUUACAGCCAUUGUUAGAGUCAGUAUCAGAGUAUUACUGUCAGUGUUAGAGUCAGUAUCAAAGUAUUAUAGUCAGUAUUAGAGUCAAUAUUAAAGUAUUACGGUCAGUAUUACAGUUAGUAUUAAAGUAUUACAGCCAGUGUUAUAGUCAGUAUCAGAGUAUUACAGUCAGUGUUAGAGUCAGUAUUAAAGUAUAACAGUCAGUAUUACAGUUAGUAUUAAAGUAUUAGUCAGUAUUACAGUUAAUAUUAAAGUAUUACAGCCAGUAUUACAGUUAGUAUUAAAGUAUUACAGCCAGUGUUAGAUUCAGUAUUAGAGUAUUACAGUCAGUAUUAGAGUCAGUAUUACAAUCAGUAUCAGAGUAUUACUGUCAGUGUUACAGUCAGUAUUAAAGUAUUACAGUCAGUAUUACAGGUAGUAUUAAAAUAUUACAGUCAGUGUUAGAUUCAGUAUCAGAGUAUUACUGUCAGUGUUGAUCAGUAUCACAGUAUUACUGUCAGUGUUACAGUUAGUAUUAAAGUAUUACAGCCAGUAUUACAGUUAGUAUUAAAGUUUUACAGCCAGUGUUAGAGUCAGUAUCAGCGUAGUACUGUCAGUAUUACAGUUAGUAUUAAAGUAUUACAGUCAGUAUUACGGUUAAUAUUAAAGUAUUAUAGCCAGUAUUACGGUUAGUAUUAAAGUAUUACAGCCAGUAUUUGAGUCAGUAUCAGAGUAUUACAGUCAGUAUUACAGUUAGUAUUAAAGUAUUACAGCCAGUGUUAGUCAGUAUCAGAGUAUUACAACCAGUGUUAGAGUCAGUAUUAAAGUAUUACAGUCAGUAUUACAGUUAGUAUUAAAGUAUUACAGCCAUUGUUAGAGUCAGUAUCAGAGUAUUACUGUCAGUGUUAGAGUCAGUAUCAAAGUAUUAUAGUCAGUAUUAGAGUCAAUAUUAAAGUAUUACGGUCAGUAUUACAGUUAGUAUUAAAGUAUUACAGCCAGUGUUAUAGUCAGUAUUAGAGUAUUACAGUCAGUGUUAGAGUCAGUAUUAAAGUAUUACAGUCAGUAUUACAGUUAGUAUUAAAGUAUUAGUCAGUAUUACAGUUAAUAUUAAAGUAUUACAGCCAGUAUUACAGUUAGUAUUAAAGUAUUACAGCCAGUGUUAGAUUCAGAAUUAGAGUCAGUAUUACAAUCAGUAUCAGAGUAUUACUGUCAGUGUUACAGUCAGUAUUAAAGUAUUACAGUCAGUAUUACAGGUAGUAUUAAAAUAUUACAGUCAGUGUUAGAUUCAGUAUCAGAGUAUUACUGUCAGUGUUGAUCAGUAUCACAGUAUUACUGUCAGUGUUACAGUUAGUAUUAAAGUAUUACAGCCAGUAUUACAGUUAGUAUUAAAGUUUUACAGCCAGUGUUAGAGUCAGUAUCAGAGUAGUACUGUCAGUAUUAGUCAGUAUUAAAGUAUUACAGUUUGUAUUACAGUUAGUAUUAAAGUAUUACAGCCAGUGUUAGAGUCAGUACGGAGUAUUACUGUCAGUGUUACAGUUAGUAUUAAAGUAUUACAGCCAGUAUUACAGUUAGUAUUAAAGUUUUACAGCCAGUGUUAGAGUCAGUAUCAGAGUAGUACUGUCAGUAUUAGUCAGUAUUAAAGUAUUACAGUUUGUAUUACAGUUAGUAUUAAAGUAUUACAGCCAGUGUUAGAGUCAGUACAGAGUAUUACAGUCAGUAUUAGAGUCAGUAUUAAAGUAUUACUGCCAGUAUUACAGUUAGUAUUAAAGUAUUACAGCCAGUGUUAGAGUCAGUAUCAGAGUAUUACAGUCAGUAUUAAAGUAAUUACAAUUAGUAUUAAAGUAUUACAGCCAGUGUUAGAGUCAGUAUCAGAGUAUUACUGUCAGUGUUGAAGGUACAUUGAGUGCGUGGGUGGUACGGUUCGUGUUGAGGUAUCGAGUAUUGCUGUCGGUGUUAGAGUCAGUAUCAAGGUAUUUUGAUCAGUAUUAGAGUCAGUCCUGUAUUACGGUUAAUAUAAAAGUAUUGCAGCCAGUAUUAAAGUAUUACAGCCAGUAUUAGUUAGUAUUAAAGUGUUAGAGUCAGUAUCAGAGUAUUACAGUCAGUGUUAGAGUCAGUAUCAGAGUAUUGCGGUCAGUAUUACAGUUAGUAUUAAAGUAUUACAGUCAGUAUUACAGUUAAUAUUAAAGUAUUACAGCCAGUAUUACAGUUAGUAUUAAAGUAUUACAGCCAGUGUUAGAGUCAGUAUUAAAGUAUUACAGUCAGUAUUACAGUUAGUAUUAAAGUACAGCCAGUGUUAGAGUCAGUACAGAGUAUUACAGUCAGUAUUAGAGUCAGUAUUAAAGUAUUACAGUUGGUAUUAAAGUAUUACAGCCAGUGUUAGAGUCAGUACAGAAUAUUACAGUCAGUAUUAAAGUAUUACUGCCAGUAUUACAGUUAGUAUUAAAGUAUUACAGCCAGUGUUAGAGUCAGUAUCAGAGUAUUACAGUCAGUAUUAAAGUAAUUUCAAUUAGUAUUAAGGUAUUACAGCCAGUGUUAGAGUCAGUAUCAGAGUAUUACAGGCAGUGUUAGAGUCUGUAUCAGAGUAUUACAGUCAGUAUUAAAGUAUUACAGCCAGUAUUACAGUUAGUAUUAAAGUAUUACAGCCAGUGUUAGAGUCAGUAUUAAAGUAUUACAGCCAGUAUUACAGUUAGUAUUAAAGUAUUACAGCCAGUGUUAGAGUCAAUAUCAGAGUAUUACAGUUAGUAUUAAAGUAUUGCAGCCAGUAUUAGAGUCAGUAUAAGAGUAUUACAGGCAGUAUUACAGUUAGUAUUAAAGUAUUACAGCCAGUGUUAGUCAGUAUCAGAGUUUUACAGACAGUGUUAGAGUCAGUAUCAGAGUAUUACUGUCACUAUUAGAGUCAGUCAGUAUUACAGUUAAUAUAAAAGUAUUGCAGCCAGUAUUACAGUUAGUAUUAAAGUAUUACAGCCAGUGUUAGAGUCAGUAUCAGAGUCUUACUGUCAGUGUUAGAGUCAGUAUCAGAGUAUUACAGUCAGUCAGUAUUACAGUUAAUAUAAAAGUAUUACAGCCAGUAUUACAGUUAGUAUUAAAGUAUUACAGCCAAUGUUAUAGUCAGUAUCAGAGUUUUACAGCCAGUGUUAGAGUCAGUAUCAGAGUAUUACUGUCAGUGUUAGAGUCAGUAUCAGAGUAUUAUAGUCAGUAUUAGAGUCAGUCAGUAUUACAGUUAAUAUAAAAGUAUUACAGCCAGUAUUACAGUUAGUAUUAAAGUAUUACAGCCAAUGUUAGAGUCAGUAUCAGAGUUUUACAGCCUGUGUUAGAGUCAGUAUCGGAGUAUUAAAGCCAGUAUUACAGUCAGUAUCAGAGUAUUACAGCCAGUAUUACAGUCAGUAUCAGUCAGUUUCAGAGGCAGAAUUAUUUAUGCAUUAACAAAUGUUACUGAUUGCUUUACUUUUUUGCAGUUUGCGUUAAUACAUUGCAUUAAUAUCCAAAUACUAUGCUAAUUAGAACUUAUCAUGUAGGUUUACAAAGUCCUUGGACAAACAGUAUAGCAGGUGUCAAGAGUCAUAAGAUUGCACCUCAAUUUUUUAAAGUAUUUCCUCUGUAUUAUAAUUUAUUAUUAUUAUUAUUAUUAAUACAGCACUAACAUACUCUUCAGUGAGGUACAGUACUGUGUUCUUUUUAGGGAAAAUAUACUUACAGUAUGCAUACAUAUAUACCCAGGACAUACUUGAAAACGAGAGAAAUCUCAAUGUAUCUUUCCUGGUAAAAUAUUUUAUAAAUAAAUAAUCUGUUGCCAUUCUUUGAAACAUAAUUUCUUUAUCGUUUUAAUAUCUCACUAUAAGGUGUCCAAAUAUACAUUAGUUUGGUGGUCAGGUGUGCUUGUAUGGAUGCAAACAUUUUAGUGUGCACUAAAAUAUAUUGGAUCGUGCCUUAUCUUACAUCAGUAUGUGUUCCAAUCUAAAGUAUGUAUCAGUGGGUCUCAUUGCAAAGCUUUCAAAAUGGGGCACCAUAAUUAUUUGUGUUUCAACAAAUACAAUUACCGAUAGACUAACUCAUUAUGAUACAUUUCUAGAAUAGGAAUUCUUUUUAAAAUAAAUGUUAUAUUUUAUUUGGAAGUUUGCCUUCCAGAGGCUUUUAAUUGACCCACCAUCAUAGUACAAUUGUAAUUAUUUAAGCACCAACACUAUUCAAGAAGCUUGAAUCUCAAGAUAAGGUGGUGACAUUUGUAUACAUUAUUUAAUAAAUUCUAGUUGUACUUCAGUGAUCCAUAUAUAUUUAUAUAACAUUUCAACAAAACAUAUAAAUAUGUAUACCUUGUCUUUUUUUAAGUUUAUUUUCCAGACAGCCUCAAAGACAUGCCUCUUCCUGACACAAUGUUCUGUGCACAACAAAUACAUAUACCUCCUGAACUGCCUGACAUCUUAAAACAGUUCACAAAGGCUGCUAUCAGAACCCAGCCUCAUGAUGUGCUUCAGUGGUCAACUGCGUAAGUUAUAUUUUGCUACUCUUACCAACCUAAAUGUGUCCUGCUCAAGUAAGAACAUUUUAUAAAUGUCAGGAAAGUAAAAUGGUUAAAACUCACCAAUUUUCAGCGCUGUGCAGGGCUUCUUGUGUCAAGCCUUGCCCCGAUCAGCCACAGUAAAGCAUUAGAUUGUGAUAAUCUCAGCCAAGCAGGUGAGGCCGAGGUGGAACCAAACGCCACCCUGGCCAAUCAGCAUCUCUAUGAGUAACAUUUAGCGCCUCCAUGCAGUGUGGGGAGAUGCUGAACAUCAGUGCUGCACAUUGUGCUGUCCCAGGAAGUGCCUCUAGUGACCUUCUGAGUGACUGCCACUAGAGGUGUUAGUAGGCAGUAAUGUAAAUACUGCUUUUUCUCUUUAUUAAAAUGCCUGCAUGGACAUACUUACAAGACAUGUUCAUGUGACUAUAGUAUCCCUUUUAGUCCAUUAUUUAUAUGGUAAUUAUGUAGUAAUUUAUUUCUACAACUACAUGUAUGGCACAUUACAAAAUUUUCAUAAAAGUUAUGGAAUUUGCUCAGUUUUAUAUUUUGUUUGUUUGGUUUUUUUUUUGCUUCAGGAAGUAUUCAUUUUACAGCUCAAACAUUUACCAUUAGUUUAUUAUAAUAUGCUUUUCUCACUUUCAUAGCUCACAAUUUGAAUUCUAACUGUAUCUUGAUUAGGUGAAAAUACCAAGAGCUCAAAAGGAAUCCUAUGAAUGAAAUGUGUUAUAUCAUGUAUACUUAAAAUAUGGGUAAUUAUUGCAAGUGAUCUAUUGUUACCAUAUAACAGCUAUUUUAGAGGUACUUAAGCAGGACAGGAUAUCACGACCUCGCUCCCACACUCACCUACCUCAUGCUCCCACGCCACGUCUCUCUCUCACUCCAUUAGGAUGCAGUUUCGGAGCUCGACCCUCCAGAUAGCGUGGUCGGCUCAACCACCCACGCCGAUCGCUUAUGUUCAUAUGAACGCCACGUCUGUUCGUGCGAACACAACUUACCAACACAGGAGGCAGAACUCCGUUCGUAUGGACACUGGUUACUGAACAUGGCAAGAACAGAACCCUGUUCAUGAAUGUGACAAACGCCCUGUGGUGGUUUGCCACGAGUUUUUGGAGGAGCCUGUUAGCCAGCCUCCUGCCCUAGGAUUAUGGACCAUACAAAAUACCCUGCCAACUACUCUGUUCAUGUGAUUUGGGAUUAUGUUGUUUGGGAAGCGAACAACCGCAUGAACCAGAGACACCCCAGGAGCUUGUUAAGCCCAAUUGACACCUUGUUACUAGUUCCACUGCAGUGUUCUAAUUGUUCGUCUGGGUCGUAUGAACGUCCACAAGGAGACGGCCAUCUUGUUCCCGCGAACUCAGCCAGAGGUGUUUGGGCAUCAAUCUCCUGGAACUAAAAUCGGACAUGGAAACUCCCGAACACCACUGGACCUCCAUCAUCUACUGCGUUCGUUCUAUACGACUUAGAAGGGCACUGUUCAGAGGAAACGUUCCCACAAACAAAGUGAACAUGCUCCAGAGAACUAUGGAUUCCAUUCGGUAGUUGUUUGUUUUUUAAACUACCGAACUUGACCGACCAUUAGCACUUAUUUCAUGGAACUGUGUUGGGCAUAGGACCAUGUGCACGGUCGGUCAGAAUUAUGAAUUAUGACUUCCAUGGAAAUCCCGAACCCCUGAACCAAUCUGGGUGAUUUUUGAUUUCAGGAGAAGUGUAGCGGUACUUACCCUUUCCAGGGGCCGGCCGGGGUCCUCUGUUCGAGCCGCGCGCGGUCCUGCUGCUGCACGAGCCGCGCGCGGCUCAUCCGACGGCUGUGACUGGAAAGCGGUCACGUGUUCCACCUAACUCUAAGAGCGCGCCGCGGGUAUCGGGCGCGCUCUUAAAGGGACAGUGGGUGCCUAAAUUGGAAAAGGCAUCCCAUUGGUCCCUGUCAUGCCACACUCCCCAUACACUUACCUUUUGGGGGCGUGGAUGUGACAGGGACCAAUCAAAUUAGAUGUUUAGGUAUUUAUACUCACCUUCUUCCCUUUGUUCCUUGCCCUAUCGUGGUUUCUGUAUCAGUUCCCUUUAGCGCUUGUUGUGUUCAGUUGUGUUUCUCCGUAUUGACCUUGGCUUUGUUUCUGACUACGUUUUCUCUUUAUCCUUCUGUUCUGGUUGUCGGCUUGUUGUUUACUGUGUACCAGACCCCGGCUUGUCCUAGUUUACGCUGUCUCUCUGUGCCCUUGAUUUCGGAUUGUUCCUGACUCUGUCUCCUCUCAUAUACGUCGAGUCCGGCCAUUCUAAGGUCCGGUAGACGUAUCUCUCCUCUCUGUUGUCUUUUGUUUAGCUGAAUCCUGCGUGUUGGGGUAUAUUCUCGUUACAAGAAGUAACGCUUGUGCGGUUUUUAUAUGUUUUUUUUUUUUUAUUGCCUGUUUCUGUACUGAGAGAUAAUUCAAUUAUAUGUUUAUGAGCUCAGGUAAUUAUCUCUUAGGCACAGGGGAGGGGUAUGCUAGAUGUUUGCUUGUAACUAGUCUCCUCUCAGGUCCAGGAGGAGGGAUUUUGUGUUUUGUGUGGGAGUGUUAUGGGCGUGUUUGACUGCGUCUAAAUUGUUUAAAAGCAGGCCAUCUGGCCAGAUUAAAGCAUUCCAGCUUGUACUCCCAGAACUAUGUGUCGUCUGGUUACUGGGAAAGGAAAGGGCUAAUCACUACUCCAGCUUGUUCCAGUGUGGAGGAUUCAACAGGGGAAAGUCCUUGUAAGGACUACAGCUCCCAGGACUGAGUGUCAUCCAGUGCGAGUGAAUAGAGUGAGUUCCCUACUCGGCUCCAGGAGGGUGCGGUUCCAGGGCCCCAGAAUGGUAAAGAUAAUAGGCACUUCAUAAACUGUGAUAAUUCCACUACUUUGAAUUUUCAAAUCUUGUACUCAAAGAUGAUAAAGGACAUGUGGAAGAAACCUAUGAUGUAGUCAGUGGUAUACCUACCACGGUCGCAGGGGCCUCCUGGAUACCCUCUGGGCCAGUGCACAGGAGAGGGAAUGGGACACAUGGAAGGGCUGUGGGGCAUUGGGAAUGAGACACAUGGGGGAUCCUGGGGGAAUGAGACACCGGGGGGAAUGACGCACCGGGGGUGGGGGGUUUGAUACACAAUUUUCGAACUGGGACCUGGUAGAUUCUAGUUACUCCUCUGGGUGUAGUGUAUAUAUAUAUAUAUAUAUAUAUAUAUAUAUAUAUAUAUAUAUAUAAACAAAACACACUAUUUACUAUGGAAAAACUUACAAAAGGAGAGCAUUUCCAAGCCCAUAAAAAGAUGUCAGGAAGCAAAAAAACCUUUUCUGUAGUAAAGUGCAUGUGCAGGACAAAAAAGACUUCCGUCUUUACAGCAAAAUAUAAAGUCACAAUAGCAAAAAAAAAAAAGUAACAAAUCUAGACAACCAGACUUCCUCAGGGGGUAAACAGUCGCCAAGUUGACAUUUCGUAUACAAAAAUUGUAAUCUUAGAAAUACUGUCCUCUUGUAUAUUACAAGAUAUUGUUGGUGUGAACACAUGCCAGGUGACUGACAUCUCCCAGCCAACCACACUCAGAACUCAGGACAAUGCAGGCAGAGUGCUGCUGAAGCACUGUCUGCAUUGUCCUAGGCCUCUCAGCACAGCUCGCUGGGGAUAGUUCCCUGCUGGUCUGCAGCAAAAUUCGGAUGGCGAGAGUGGAGCUCAAAAUUGUAACGGGGCUGCCUAAAUUAGAAUAGUUAGGAGGUUCAAUAAUUGUGUAUAACAGUAUCUUUUUUUCUUCCUAAACCAUUACACAAAGUGUUUUAACCCCUUAAGGACCAAACUUCUGGAAUAAAAGGGAAUCAUGACAUGUCACACAUGUCAUGUGUCCUUAAGGGGUGUGACGAAGUGCCCUUCGCCACUUGUGCCUGGAGAGGACUGCUUGCCCGCCUCUUGCCCUGUGACUAUGGCCCCUGGUUUGUAUUGCCCUUUAAAGACAUGAUUUGGGCAUAAUGGAUUUGUGUUGUGCUGCUGCUGGCCCUUUAAGAACCAUCUGGGGACAUACUGUGGAGUUACUGGGUGGCCACCAUUUCCUGUAUCAGAAGCACAUGGUGAGAACAAUGGAUGGCGGCCAUUUUAACUCACAGACACUGUUUGGACUUUUCAACACGGUGCCAUCUUGCCAGUAUUUGGUGCACAGAGACAUCGUGCAGUGGUUUUGGACUAUACAGCAGGGGACACAUUAUAAAGUGAUUGUUUUUCAUUUAGCCUGUAUAUGUUCUGCAGAAUCUGCAUUAAACUGUAUUUUCCAAAGUACUGAACGGAUCUGGGUGAAUUUUGGAUAUGUGGUUCACCCAGAUCCCCCGGUUCCAAGGAUAUACUUUUUAUGGGGUUAUUGCAUGUUUUGGGGUCCCUGUGUGUAUUAUGAAACUGUAUUAUUUCUGGCCAGCAGAUAAUUGAGUUUUGUGUAUUGUAGAAACUCAAUUAUCUAGCCUGGCCCAGAGGAGGAGUUUUGUGUUGCAUAAAUUGUGAGUUCUGUGUGCCAGUAAAUCAGUCUUGUUCCAGCAUUAAGCCUUGGCUCAUGUUUGGGGGAAGGGAUACCUACACUCUGGGGAUUGCUAUAAUCACUUACUCCCCAGAGGAAGCUCUUGCAAUAGCUUGAUUUGUUCCUGUUCCUGCUCUCUGGGGAAAGAGAGGUUCACCCACUGGAAGCUGGAUCCUGGCCUUGGGUCCAGGGUGGGUGGAAACAGCAGAGACCCCGGCGCAGUUGCAUCGCUGGAAGUGGGGUCUGCAGUGCUGAUGGUGUCAGUUGGAGUGCUUGGAGUCCUCAGCGAGCACUAGGAGCAUCGAUUGGCGGAGGUACUCAGUCGGAGUGCCAGCGUUCCGUCACAUUUGGUGGCAGUGUGUCAGGAACCAGGAACCAGACAGAGACAGAUCUAGAUGCAAAAACACCUUUAUUUAAUAAACAACAAAGAAAUCACCAAAAGCAAAGUCCAGGAGGCAAGCAGGGGUCAGUCACCAGAGCGGGUAGUCAGACGAGCCAGGAUCAGGAGCACGGAGGUCAGCGGAGUCAGGAACAAGGCCAGAGUCAGGAACCAGGAGCAAACAGGAAACACAGGAACAAGGAGACUUCUGGGGGACAGGAAACCACGCAAGGGCAAGGAGGUUGUGGAAUUUGCUGCUUAAAUAGGCUGAAGUGAUUAGCAGCAGGGUUGAUUAUUAUUCUCAGGUGAGUAACCUUGGCAACAUGCUGAAGGAGCUGAUAGUUAAUUACAGCUGAAACCUCAGACACUGAAAAAGGAAGGGUGGCUGUUUAAAACAGCAAAGAAACCCUGACAGUACCUCCCCCUCAACGACUCCCCCCAUUUCUGCUGGUGGGUCCGGGCUUCAUGGGGAAGCGAGCGUGAUAGGAACGAAGGAGGGAUGGUGCAUGGACAUCAGAGGCUGGAACCCAGGAGCGUUCCUCUGGACCGUACCCUUUCCAGUGCACCAAGUAUUGGAUCUGUCCUCUGAAGACUCGUGAGUCAAUGAUGCUGCGUAUUUCAUAUUCCUCAUGAUUGUCAACCGGAAUAGGACGUCGACGUGGUACUGAGGUGGUGUAACGAUUACAUACCAAUGGUUUCAAGAGGGAAACAUGGAAUACAUUAGAAAUGCGCAUGUUAGCAGGAAGGUCAAGUGCGUAAGCUACAGGGUUAACCCUUCGAAGUAUACGAAAUGGCCCAGCAUAUCGGGGUGCCAGUUUUUGUGAGGGAACACGGAGCCGUAGGUUGCGAGAAGACAACCAGACCCUCUCUCCGACUUGAUAGGUAGGUGCAGGAAGGCGUCUGCGGUCGGCCUGGAGUUUGUAGUUCUGCAUUGCGUGUUGCAAAGAGUUCUGAACCUGCACCCAAGUGGAACGGAGUUCCCUGAGAUGUUCCUCCAAUGCCGGUAUCCCUUGUGGCAUGAACGUAUCAGGCAAUAUGGACGGUUGAAAGCCAUAGUUCGCCAAGAAUGGGGAUAGCCGGGAAGAGGCAAACUCCGCCCAGGGUAGCAGAUCAGACCAGUUGUUCUGGUGGUCAGAAAUGUAGCAACGCAGAAACUGUUCCAGUGUUUGGUUAGCUCGUUCCGCGGCACCAUUGGAUUGCGGGUGGUAGGCAGAGGAGAAGGAGAGCUGAAUUCCCAUUUGUGUACAAAAAGCUCUCCAAAAUCUGGACACAAACUGGCUACCCCUAUCUGAGAUUAUCACUUUGGGUAACCCAUGCAAACGAAAGACCUCCCGAGCAAAAAUUGUUGCAAGUUCCUGAGAAGUUGGUAGUUUUUUCAAGGGAAUGCAAUGCGACAUCUUUGAGAAUCGAUCAACAACCAUGAGAAUGACUGUAUUGCCACGGGAGACCGGAAGAUCUACGAUAAAAUACAUGGACAAGUGGGUCCAGGGUCGUUCACCAUUAGGUAUGGUUUGCAGGAGACCCAAUGGAGGGUGUCGUGGGGUUUUAUUUUGAGCGCAUACAGGACAGGCAGCUACAAAAGCAGUGACAUCCGAACGGAGACUAGGCCACCAAAAUUGCAGAGAGACGGACCAGAUUAAUUGGUUUUUGCCUGGAUGUCCAGCUGCUUUGGAGUUGUGAUAAGUACUUAAUAAUUUAGUACGGAGAUGGAUGGGUACAAAACAACAGCCAUUAGGUUUCUCUGGAGGAGCAUUACUUUGUGCAGCCAGAAUCUCCUCGCCUAGGUGUGAGGUGAGGCUAGUACGGAUGGUGGCCAGUAUAUGAUCCGGAGGAAUCACAGGAGUAGGGGUUAUCUCCUCUCUAGAUGGAGGGGAGAACUGUUGGGACAAGGCAUCAGCCUGAAUGUUUUUAGUACCGUAAGAAACCACAUAAUUGAAUCUUGAUAGGAAGAGAGCCCAUCUAGCUUGCCUGGGGGAAAGUCGCUUAGCUUCGGAAAGAUAUGUCAGAUUCUUGUGGUCUGUGAGGAUGAGAAUUGGCACUGAAGUAUCCUCAAGAAGGUGCCUCCAUUCUUUGAGAGCUAAUAUUAUGGCUAGAAGUUCUCUAUCACCAAUCUGGUAAUUGCAUUCCGCCGGGUUUAAUUUCUUCGAGAAAUACCCGCAUGGAUGCCUGGAGCUCUCUGGGUUAGGACGUUGAGACAGGAGGGCGCCUACUCCUGUCUCAGACGCAUCGACUUCAAGAAUGAAUGGUAAGGCAGGGUUAGGGUGUGCCAGUAUAGGAGCAGCAGCAAAGGCGACUUUGAGAGACUCAAAAGGAAGAAAUGGCUUCAUGUGACCAAUGCUGUGGGUCAGCAUCUCUCCUGGUCAUAUCCGUGAGUGGUUUAACCAAGGAGGAAAAGUUGCGUAUGAACUUCCGAUAAUAAUUGGCGAAGCCAAGAAAACGCUGUAUAGAGCGAAGACCCGUAGGUCGAGGCCAUUUUAGUACAGCAGAAAGUUUUUCUGGGUCCAUAGAGAAUCCAGUAUCAGAGAUAACAUAGCCCAAGAAUGUGACCUGUUUGCAAUUGAACUCACAUUUCUCCAAUUUACAGAACAGAUUAUUUUCUCUAAGUCUCUGUAGAACACUAGAAACGUCUGCGUGGUGGUUCUCGAGAGAUGUGGAAUGGAUAAGAAUAUCAUCAAGAUAAACCACCACACAUUGCUGCAGCAUAUCUCGCAGGACGUCAUUUAUAAAUUCCUGGAAAACCGCCGGAGCGUUGCAAAGACCAAAGGGCAUUACUAGGUAUUCGUAAUGCCCGCUCCUGGUGUUAAAUGCGGUUUUCCAUUCGUGGCCCUCUUUUAUCCGGACGAGAUUAUAUGCCCCUCUCAGAUCAAGUUUAGUGAAGACCGUUGCUCCCUUGAGGCGGUCAAAUAACUCAGUGAUCAAUGGAAUGGGGUAGGCAUUCUUAAUAGUAAUGCGAUUGAGACCCCUAUAGUCGAUACAGGGUCUCAACUCACCACUCUUCUUUUUCACAAAGAAAAAGCCGGCCCCGGCAGGAGAAGAUGACUUCCGAAUGAAUCCCUUUGACAACGCAUCAGUAACAUACUCCUCCAUGGCUCGAUUCUCUGCUACAGACAGCGGGUAAACCCGUCCACGGGGAGGAUUGGCACCAGGUUGGAGUUCGAUACCACAGUCAUACGGACGGUGUGGUGGCAGAACGCUAGCUUGACCUUUGUCAAAUACAUCUUGGAAUUCUUGGUACUCAGCGGGUAAGGAAGAGGCAGAAAUUGUGCCCAAAACUUUGACCGGUUUCCAGAGACAGGAAAAUGUGCAUUGCUGGGACCAAGAUAAUAUCUCAGAUUUGCGCCAAUCAAUUGUGGGGUUAUGCUUCUGUAGCCAAGGGUAUCCUAAAAUAAACUGGUAGUAAGGAGAGGAAAUGACCUGGAAUUGGAUCAUCUCAUGAUGUAGAGCCCCUACAGCCAGAGAUAUGGGUACGGUUUCCUGGGUCACGAGGGCUGGCUGUAUAGGUCGGCCAUCGAUGGCUUCGAAAGCUAGUGGGGAGUUGCGAGGCUGUAAGGGUAUAGAGUGCUCUGAUGCAAAUGCACAAUCUAUAAACAAGCCUGCGGCCCCAGAAUCAAGAAAUGCCCGGGUUUUAAUGGAUGACUCCGGCCAGGAGAGGAUAAUAGGCACCAAGGUUUUGUCCUUAUUUAUCUCUGGGUCUGCAGAAAGACCCCCCAAGAUCUGCCCCUGACAGUAUCUUGGGUACGGGCCCUUUACCGGACGAAUCGGGCAAAACUUUAAUAUGUGACCGUGGUGUCCGCAGUAUAGGCACAGGCCCUCCCUCCUCCUAAAGGCUCUCUCCUCGACAGAGAGGCGUGAGAAGCCUAACCGCCUCGGCUCCACACCGACAGAGGACUCAGGGCCAGGAGGCAUGGGAGGUGAGGGAGGUUUGGGUGGGCAGGAAAAGCUCGGUGCCAAACCUACUGGAGGCCUCCGCAGGCGCUCCCUGGAUGAGGAUCUCUCUCGGAGUCUGAUGUCAAUGAGGGUGACAAAUGAUAUCAGUUCCUCGAGAUCUUUAGGUAAUUCUCUGCCUGCAAUCUCAUUUUUCAUUACAUCGGAUAGCCCCUGUGCAAAGGCAGCCACAAGAAUCUCGUUAUUCCAGCCACCCUCUGCUGCCAUGGUACGGAAUUCACUGGCAUACUCAACAAUAGUUUUUGUGCCCUGAUUAUUAGACAUGAGUUGUUUGGCAGUAGGGGUGGAGCGAGCUGGAAUAUCAAAAACCCUUUUAAAGGACGCAACAAAUUCAGGGUAAUUGUAAAUGAUGGGCCUCUCUGCCUCCCAGAGAGGUUUUGCCCAAGCUAGGGCUUUUUCAGACAGCAAAGAAAUCAUGAACUGGACUUUGUCGCUGUCUGUAGGAAAUGCCUGGGGCAGCAUUUCAAGGUAUCCUUUAACCUGAUUUAUAAAUUCUUUGCACUGAGCUGGGUUGCCCCCAAAAUACUGAGGGAGCGGGACAGACCCAGUCAUUCCUCUAGCCGCAACAGGUUCAGAGGUUACAACUGGUGCUAGAACAGGAAGUGAGGCAGAGGCGGCCGCAAUCGCAGGCUGGCCGGGUUUUGGAUUCAGAUUGGCAUACUGGUCUAAAUGGUGGUUCUGCUGGUCCCACCGGGUAAAUAGGUUAGGUAUAGGUGUAUUGCCUGUACCAUCUGUAUUCAUGGCCCUUGCGUAAUGUCAGGAACCAGGAACCAGACAGAGACAGAUCUAGAUGCAAAAACACCUUUAUUGAAUAAACAACAAAGAAAUCACCAAAAGCAAAGUCCAGGAGGCAAGCAGGGGUCAGUCACCAGAGCGGGUAGUCAGACGAGCCAGGAUCAGGAGCACGGAGGUCAGCGGAGUCAGGAACAAGGCCAGAGUCAGGAACCAGGAGCAAACAGGAAACACAGGAACAAGGAGACUUCUGGGGGACAGGAAACCACGCAAGGGCAAGGAGGUUCUGGAAUUUGCUGCUUAAAUAGGCUGAAGUGAUUAGCAGCAGGGUUGAUUAUUAUUCUCAGGUGAGUAACCUUGGGCAACAUGCUGAAGGAGCUGAUAGUUAAUUACAGCUGAAACCUCAGACACUGAAAAAGGAAGGGUGGCUGUUUAAAACAGCAAAGAAACCCUGACACAGUGGCGGGAUGGCGUCCUAGUGCGAGGACCAGCAGCUCGGAGACACCGGUAACGUGUGGAGUUACGGAUUUAUAAUUGAGGGCAACGCUAGCACUUGUGCAGCGACCCUGGCUUCAGAGGAACUCAAGGGAUAGAGCUAGCUACGGGCAGCGUCCCUAUCCACAGCAACAUGGAAGAGGAGUUUCGCUGGAGGUUGCAGCAGCACUUGGCCCAACAGGACGGGCCUGUAUCAGAGGAGUGCAUACUGGACUGGAGAGAUGUCACUCGUACGGAGAUGUGGCACGAUGCCCUGGAAAAGGUACAACGGCGGCGGGGAGAGAGCCUUCCCAGUGACGAGCAGCGGUUCCAGGUACUCGAGGCCCUGCGCUCCCCUUUCCUAGGGGAGCAACCCUUGGAUGAAUGGUUGUUGGAACUCUGGGAUUUAAUUUGGAAGGAGUUGUGGCUAGAUGCAGCUUACCGGGCAUUAAAGUGGUACGCCACCCAGCGCAACCCCUCGAUGACUAACCACUAUCUGCCCGAGGGAGAGGAUUAUAAUGGCCCGGGCUUACUGUGGGAGGCCUAUGAGGAGGGCGAUGACUUUGGAUGCCCCACAGAGUUUCGGUUCUGGGACAUCCACAACAUCAGGGAAACCCUGCUGGAUCUUCCCCGAGCGGACGACCUGGGGCCAGACCUGAGUCAUCUGGUCGCAAUGGAGUGGGGGCUGGAGCAGAGCUACCGACGCCUGUUCAACUUAGCCCAAUCACCGUCCCUCAGCCCAGAGGAUUACCUGGACACCCUACCCUCUUCUGUCCAACCAGCCCCAGAGGUGAGCAACCUUAUGGAACGGUCCUGGGAAGACCCACAGAUGGCAGGUGGAGAUGGAACCGAGGUCUCUCCACCUGCCCCACAGGGAUGCUGGGUACCCGGCCCAGAUCCCCAGCGGCAGUGUAUCUCACAGGGAGAGGAGACAACCGGUCUCCCUUCCCAGCAGCAGCCUGAGUUCCAGGAGGAGGUGAUGGUAGAUCCCUCCCCCAUACAGCAACCAGCGUCCUGGGGAGGGGAGGCAACCGGCCUCCCUCUCCUCCACCAACCAGAGGUACCUGAGGUAGUGGACCUCAUAGACGUGUCCUGGGGACACACAGAGAUGGCAAGCAGAGAUGGGACCGAAGUCUCUCUGCCAGCCCUACAGGGAUGCUGGGCAGUCAGCCCAGGUCCCCAGCGGCAGUAUAAUAUACAGGGAGAGGAGACAACUGGUCUCUCUCCCCAGCGGCGGCCUGAGUUCCAGGAGGAGGUGAUGGUCGAUCCCUCCACCUUACAGCAACCAGCGUCCUGGGGAGGGGAGGCAACCGGCCUCCCUCUCCAACAGCAGCCGGAGGUGGGCGACCUCAUAGACUUGUCCUGGGGACACACAGAGAUGGCAAACGGAGAUGGGACCAAAGUCUCUCUGCCUGCCCUAAAGGGAUGCUGGGCAGUCAGCCCAGGUCCCCAGCGGCAGUAUAAUAUACAGGGAGAGGAGACAACUGGUCUCUCUCCCCAGCGGCGGCCUGAGUUCCAGGAGGAGGUGAUGGUCGAUCCCUCCACCUUACAGCAACCAGCGUCCUGGGGAGUGGGGGCAACCAGCCUCCCCCUCCAACAGCAGCCAGAGAUACCGGGAGAGGGGGAAGACAAACCUAACCACACUGGCGCAGAUGGGACCGCGGUCUCUGUGCCAGUCCUACAGGGAGGCUGGACGGGCGGUCCAGAUCCCCAACCAACCCCGCAGGGAUGCCAGGAGGAGGAGGUAAGCAAAACUUCCCCUCCCCAGCUACAUCCCAACCGGGUCCUGGGGGCAGUGGAUGAGCCUGCGAUACCCACUGACCCCCUCCCAGCAGAAGAGCUGGCAUCUGGGCAGAGCUCUGUUAGCCUCUGCCCCCCCUUUUCCCCUGUAUCAGAGCCUGACUUACCACGGGUUACCCCAGUGGAAGAGCUGGCAGCAGGGCAGAGCGCCGCUGGCCUCUGCCCCCCAAGCAACACCAGCAGUUUGCCUAGCUGCACCAGGGAGACCGAGAGUGCUGCGCUGUCCCACUACAAACUUGAACCUACAGGCCAGUACCAUUUAUUGUGGGGGGAUUACUCUGUGUAUUUUUCUUUGUGGGUGGGCUGCCCGACUAAUCUAGGUACUGACCGGCAGAAGGUCAGGUACCUGUUUAGUCUUCCCCCCAAAGGGAAGAUGUGUGACGAAGUGCCCUUCGCCACUUGUGCCUGGAGAGGACUGCUUGCCCUCCUCUUGCCCUGUGACUAUGGCCCCUGGUUUGUAUUGCCCUUUAAAAACAUGAUUUGGGCAUAAUGGAUUUGUGUUGUGCUGCUGCUGGCCCUUUAAGAACCAUCUGGGGACAUACUGUGGAGUUACUGGGUGGCCACCAUUUCCUGUAUCAGAAGCACAUGGUGAGAACAAUGGAUGGCGGCCAUUUUAACUCACAGACACUGUUUGGACUUUUCAACACGGUGCCAUCUUGCCAGUAUUUGGUGCACAGAGACACAGUGGACUAUACAGCAGGGGACACAUUAUAAAGUGAUUGUUUUUCAUUUAGCCUGUAUAUGUUCUGCAGAAUCUGCAUUAAACUGUAUUUUCCAAAGUACUGAACGGAUCUGGGUGAAUUUUGGAUAUAUGUUCCAAGGAUAUACUUUUUAUGGGGUUAUUGCAUGUUUUGGGGUCCCUGUGUGUUUUAUGAAACUGUAUUAUUUCUGGCCAGCAGAUAAUUGAGUUUUGUGUAUUGUAGAAACUCAAUUAUCUAGCCUGGCCCAGAGGAGGAGUUUUGUGUUGCAUAAAUUGUGAGUUCUGUGUGCCAGUAAAUCAGUCUUGUUCCAGCAUUAAGCCUUGGCUCAUGUUUGGGGGAAGGGAUACCUACACUCUGGGGAUUGCUAUAAUCACUUACUCCCCAGAGGAAGCUCUUGCAAUAGCUUGAUUUGUUCCUGUUCCUGCUCUCUGGGGAAAGAGAGGUUCACCCACUGGAAGCUGGAUCCUGGCCUUGGGUCCAGGGUGGGUGGAAACAGCAGAGACCCCGGCGCAGUUGCAUCGCUGGAAGUGGGGUCUGCAGUGCUGAUGGUGUCGGUUGGAGUGCUUGGAGUCCUCAGCGAGCACUAGGAGCAUCGAUUGGCGGAGGUACUCAGUCGGAGUGCCAGCGUUCCGUCACAAGGGGUUAAUAGCAUUUUACUUUAGAGUAUAGAAUAGGUUUUGAGUUAAAGAGUUGUUUAUAUUUCAUUUAAAGUGUGUAUUUUAACUGUUGCAGGUAUUUUAACUGUUUAGCCAAAGGAGAACAGUUACCAGUCAAGAGCCGGGUUGAACUACCAGUGGCCACACAAAAAACAGACACGGGCCUAACUCCUGGGCUUCUAACAAUUCUUCAUAAACAGGUACAUAGAAGAUUCUUACAUUUGAUUGAGGUGAAACUCAAUACUUAUUUUUCAUGGAAAAGGGAAUGCAAUAAAGAUUUUAUUUCCAUGGUUUUAUGUUGAUCUUCAGUAAACAAUAUUGUAUAUUGUCUAGCUCUGCCUUUUUCUGACAUAUAAACACAAUCCUGUAUCAUGUAGUUAGAAUGUAUUUUUGUGUCCUCUACAUGGAAUCACAAAUAAGCUUUGUUCUAUUGCAUACCCAAAUAACAGCAAUUUAUAUGAUAUUUUCAAAAUGAAUUUCGAAUUUAAGGCCAAUAUAGCUGAUCAGGAAGUAUAAUUGAUUUAGAGAAUGUUUCCAGAUUGGCUGUUUUGGCCUUAAAAUUCAUUUUGACUUCACUUUCAAUUCUCAGUUUAGUGAAUAAACUUACAUGCCAGUUGAUCAGAUACUCACAAAUGAUAGAGGUAAAAUGAUCACAUCCGUGGUAUUGUUGAGUAGACAGUGUAUGUCAACUGCUAGCAUUAUUGCAUUGUACUUCACUGGACUUUUCCCCAUGAGUUAACUUGGAUAUUAUAUCUCUUUAGAGGUAAUGCUUUACUGGUGAGUUGUAGGAAGGAUUUUCUAAUUUAUUUGCUUGUUUUUUUUUUUUUUUAUAUUUGUUAGAUUGCAUAAGGCAUUAUUUAAUACAUUGAUACUUUAAAAGAUUUCUAGUGAAAACGUAUUGAACAGCUUACAUAGAGGUGGGAUGCUUUUUGAGCUCGUCUAUGUCUGAAUAACAGUACAUCCCCUAAUUUUGGCGUCAGUUUAGGAUCCCUGCAUUUUGCAAAGCUCUAACUGUGCCAUACACCAUGCUAUCUCAUAAUGCAUCAUAAUGAAAAACACCCGAUUCCCUGUCCUAGAGUUCUUAGGUUGUUGAUAAAUCUUCAACUGCCUUGUCUGUCUGAUUACAGUCAGAGGAAAUGGAGAUUGAUCACUCUAGAAGGAUGAUUAGAUAGGAGUUGUCAGGCUGGAACUCACACUUCCCCCAAAUUGCCUCAUAACCAGUGUGGUUAAUGAUAUCAUGUUUGGCCUUCUUACUGUAAUGUGACCUUCCCCCUAUUGAACUUGGCAUAUUGUACAAGUUUGCUGACUGAAACAACAUUGUGUUCCAUCGUGUUAGGUGCAUCUCUGGCUCUAAAAACACCUGGGGCUUGAUCCCAAAUCCUCUGUCACUGUUUACAGCCUUGUCAAGCCAUUGAGACAAUUGAAGGAAAAGCUACCCUAGACAGGGACGCCAUCAGGCUGUAAAAAAACUCUCUUUUGUUGUCAACAGUUUAGGUAUUAAUGGCUGUGUGUUGAGUUAUUUUGAGGUGACAGCACAUUUACACUGUUACAUAGGCUGUGCAUUUACUACUUUACAUUGUAGCAGAGUGUAAUUUCUUCAGUGUUGUCACAUGAAAAGAUAUAAUAAAAUAUUUACAAAAAUGUGAGGGGUGUACUCACUUUUGUGAGAUACUGUAUGUCAGUAUGUGUCUGUAUGUAUGUCAGUAUAUGUAUGUGUCUAUGUAUGUGUGUAUGUAAGUAUGUGUAUUUUUGAAAUUGUAUGUCAGUAUGUAUGUGUGUAUUUAUAUCAGUAUAUAUAUGUGUGUAUGUGUGUAUGUAUGUAUGUAUGUAUGUAUGUGUGUGUAUGUCUGUAUGUCCUAAUGCAUGUGUGUGUUGUGUGUGUCUGUAUCUAUGUUAGUAUGUGUCUGUGUGUCACUAUGUAUGUCUGUGUGUCUGUAUAUGUGUGUUUGUUUCAGUAUGUGUGUCUGUUAGGAUGUAUGUAUGUAUCGUUGUUUGUGUGUAUCUGUGUCCUUUUGUAUCAGUGCGUGUGUUUGUGUCUGUGUGUGUAUUCCUGUGGGGCAGGCCCUGGAGUGGGCUUGGAGGCUGUCCACGGGGGGCCCAGACCUUGAGCUGUGUUAGAAGCCCCAAAAUUUCUGAUGGCGUCCCUGACCCUAGAGUUCCACAGUGGUACAAAUCUUCUGUUUAGAAUCUACAGUGCCACUGCAAGGAAAUAAAGCACUGGUAUUAGUAGGAGGAAUUGUAGCAUUAUUUAGAAAUGUAAAUGACAAAUAUCCCAUGAUGGGAUAUGGGGAUAAUGAGCAACACAUCUGGGGUUUAACCCCUAAAGCCCCACUAGCAUUGUCCAUGCACGACUUUAAAAGGGAUAUAUAUCUCAAUAAUACAUAAGAAAUUACAUUUUGCAUGGUGCUUAAAAUUGCUAAGGAACAGUUAACUUUUUCAUGGAACAGUUAAAUUCAUGUUUAGUAAGGUAAAGAUAAUGGUUCGAAACACAAAAGCCUAUUUGCGGUUGAAGGAAACAGAUUUCACCUACGAUCUAAUUUCCUGUUAAUACUAUGUUAUUGCAUACAUAUAUAUGCAUGGUAUCGUCCGACAGUUUUUGCAGGUAUACAUAAUCAAUUCAUACUUUGGCCCUUUGAAUUGAGUUAUAGAAAAUUUACAUAAAAUAUUGCAAAGUAGUGUAAAAUCCCAUUUUUAUAUUACGCAACUUGCUGUUCUGCAAUACUAUUGCAAUAAGGAACCUAGUGCUCUAAAAAAUCUUAAUUUGUAAAUUCUUCCCCCCUCCCCACUUAUUUUCAGUUAUCCUACAAGAUUUUUGUAAUUGAAGAUGAAUUAAAAGAAAAGUGGAAUGAUCUCAGCUUACCUCAAGAGCAAUUGCAAUGUAUUUUGGCGCUGGAUAACUUCGAGAGAGAUGUAGAGUGGAUGAAAUUUCUAGGUCUUGCCUGUAGCACUCUUGGAGGGGUUUGUAUACUAAUAUUGCUAUUUAUGAAAAAAAAAGAAUGUUCUGAUGUGCUUUAUAUAUAACAUACAUAAUCUAGCGCACUCAACUUUUAACGCUUUUCAAAGCUCGCAAAAUGUUAGUUUCAGAAAUAAUCUGGAUUUAAUUACAGUAUGUAUUGAUACAUUGUAUAAUCCAUUUCACCCCAUUUCUGGCAGGUCCAUCCAACGCUCUAUUUCAUUUGAAAUUUCUUUGUGCCCUUAGUUAUUAGCAACAAAAACAGAAUAUGAGAACUGGCAAAAGCUCAGAGAGCCUCAAUAACUUGCCCUUUGGUUAGUCCCCACUCAUGUUUUAAAAAGGUUUUUGCUCACUUGUGCCAUGACAGAGAGAACUAAUGCUAUUUGCAUUUCAGACUGAUCCCAACAAUUAGGGCAGUCUAGAUCUGAAAUGCUGAAAAGUUGAUCUCUGAUCAGUCUGAUCUCUCCUUGGGCCAAGAAGCUUUUAACACACAUAUUAAAUAUUAUAUUCCUGAAUAUUAUGCUUUUGCAAGAAAUCAUCCAGUCGCUGUUUAAAAAAUCUGUACAGAGUCUGAUAAAAUCCUCUUUUCAGGCAGAUAGUUCCACAUCAUUACUCUUCUUACUAUAAAGGAUCCUGGCCUUUGCCUUAGACUAAAUCACCAUUUGACCAGUCUACAUGGGUGACCUUGUAUCCUAAGUAUAGUAUACAUACAUAUCCUAUGUAUAGUGCAUAUACAGGUGUGCUUACAAAUUUGCAUACCCUUUGAGAAUUGGUAAUAUAUGUACCAUUUUUCAAGAAAACACGUGUGCAGGCAAAAUACAUUUCUUUUAUUUCUUAUGGGAUUCAUAUUCAACUGUAGGUUAUAACAAAAUGGCACAAUCAUAAAACAAAACAUGGCAACAAAGAAGAAAAUGAAAUGACCCCUGUUAAAAAGUCUGAAUACCCUUAGUUCUUAAUACUGUGUAUUGCCCCCUUCAGCAUCAAUGACAGCGUGCAGUCUUUUAUAAUAGUUGUCUAUGAGGCCCCUAAUUCUUGCAGGUGGUAUUUACUGUAUGGGAAGGGAAUUCUCCCUUCCCAUAAAGUAAAAAAUAAUUUGGGGUUUUCCUCUGCACUACCCCAACCCCUUUUGUUAGGGAAAUUACAUGAACAUACUGACAUUCGUCUUGGCAAAAUGCCUCCAGGUCAUGCACUACUUUGGUUAUCUUGCAUGAACCGCAUGUUUGAGAUUACCCCAAAGAGACUUGAUGAUAUUAAGGUCAGGAGACUGUGAUGGCCACUCUAAAACCUUCACCCUUUUCUUCUGUAACCACUGUAACUUGGCCUUGGUCAUUGUCAUGCUGGAAAGUGCAAAACUGUCCCAUGUGUAGCCUUCAUGUAGAAGAAUGCAAAUUGUCUGCCAGUAUUUUCUGAUAACAUGCUGCAUUCAUCUUGCCAUCAAUUUUCACAAGAUUCCCCAUGCCUUUAGAGCUCACACCCCCACCCUCAAAACAUCAGUGAGCCACCACCAUGCUUCACAGUGGGGAUGGUAUUCUUUUCACCAUAGGCUUUGUUGACCACUCUCCAAGCAUAGCACUUAUGGUUGUGCCAUAAGGAGUGUCAAGGUGUUGUUGGGCAUAUUGUAACUGAGCUUUUUUGUGGCAUUGGUGCAGUAAAGGCUUCCUUCUGGCGACUCGACCAUGCAGCUCAUUUUUAUUCAAGCAUGUUGUAUUGUGCUCCUUGAAACAACCACACCAUCCAUUUUCCAGAGUUGCCUGUGUUUCUCCUGAGGUUACUUGUGGGUUUUUCUUUGUAUCCUGAACAAUUUUUCUGGCAGUUGUGGCUGAAAUCUUUCUUGGUCUACCUGACUUUGUCUUGGUAUCAAGAGAUCCAUGGAUUUGGAUAUCUUUUUAUAUCCUUUUCCAUUUUUAUAAAGUUUCAUUGCCUUGUUACGCAGGUCUUUUGACAGUUCUUUUCUGCUCCCCAUGGCUCAAUAUCUAGCCACCUCAGAGCAUCCAUGUGAGAGCUAACAAACUCAUUGACUAUUUAUACACAGACACUAAUUGCAAUUUAAAAAACCACAGAAGUGGGAAAUUAACCUUUACUUGCCAUUUUAAUCUGUGUGUCUGUAACAAGGCCAAACAUUCAAGGGUAUGUAACGUUUUGAUCAGGGCCCAUUGGGUGAUUUCUGUUAUCAUUAUGAUUUAAAAAGGAGCCAAACAACUAUGUGAUAAUAAAAGGCUUCAUAUGAUCAUUAUCCUUCAAUAAAAUAUAUAUUUUUUUGCAUGAUCAGUCAUAUUUUCAAAAUCAAUGCCAAAAUUUCUAAAUUUCUGCAUUGUAGGCAAAUUGUGAGCACAGCUGUAUAUAUAACCAGCCAAUAGUUUGUUUUGGCCUCAGAUAUAUUUGUAUAAUGUACAUUUGUUAUCAUAUCCCCUCUGAGGUGCUGUUGUUCUCUACUAAACAGAAUUAAAUGUGUUAGCAUUUCUUCUUAACUAAAAUCUUCCAUUCCCAGAGAAGUACCUAAUGUUACCCAGGACGGAAAUGUAUUUUGGAAUCCUCCCUUCCCAUUAGUAAAAAAAGAAUUUGGGGUUUCCCCCUGCACUAACCCAACCCCUUUUAUUAGGGAAAUUAUUUGAACAUUAAUAUACAUACACAUUCAUAUUCACACAUACUUGUAUUCAUGUCACACAUGCAUUCAUAUACACACACAGACACACAUAUUGAUAUACAAACACACACGUUCAUAUACACUGCCAAACUCAUAUACACACACAUUCAUAUACACACACAGACUCAUAUAUACACUUAGAAUUACAUACAUACACACACACAAACAUAAACACACACAUUUGCUUAACUUUUCUUUUCAUGUUUUUACCUUGACAAGUAGUGCUGGAGUGGUACCCGAUCCCUGGUGUCCACUGGGUGCUGCUAAGAUCAGUCUCUAUACUGAUUGUCCAGUUCCCUUCUGCUGUGUUCUGUUUCCAGGGCUGGAAUGGCAUCAUAUCCUGGCUCCAGCAACUGUACAUUGUGAGCGAGGGAGCUGGGAAACCAGGGCAGAGUGAUCCCAGCAGCUGCCUUGGCGCCAGCACUGCAAGCACAGCUGCAGAGUAGAUACCUGCCAAGCAACGUGCCAGUCGGCAGGUAACUGCUUUGGUGGUAUUGAGGUGUUCUGUGCACCCUCCUGACAUCCAUCCUCCUCUUAAUAUGCCUUUGUCCAUUCCACUUAUUAAUUUUGCAGCCGGCCUCUGCACUUUUUUUGGAACAUGUGCCCAAAAUGGCACAGUGUAUUUAUAGUUUGGUUUUACUAUUAAUUUAUAAAGAAGCAAAAUUAUAUUUUUGGCUCAAGAAUAAAUGCCCCUUUUAGUGCAUGAUAACACCUUACUGGCCUUAGCAGCUUUCGAUGACAUUGAACUUUGUUGCCUGGUUUCUUGUCUAUAACUAUUCCCAAUCCUCCUCAUGUGUUGCUUUCCCUAACUCACUACUUUUUAAAACAAUUUUUUUUGGACACUUAAACUCUAUAGAUGUUCAAAGGGGAGAGGGAUACAGAAAACAUGGGUGUGUAAUAAGGGUAUCACCUCACAAUGGUACACUUAAAACAUGUCAAGUUCACAAGGAGCGCAGUCAGCAUUUGUCAUUAUAAGGUCAAACUCACAGAGAAUUUUCAUAUUAUAUAUUAAGGACAUAAUUCAGAAUUAUAUGUACCAAAACACCAUAAAUCAUAAUUCUCUCUCCUAUUCCUCCACCUCACCCAAAAGGCAAAACUUUUAAGCCACCGCCAGUAUUUACAACUGAUCUCCAUGCUCACUACAGUGACCAUGUCUUAGGAAAUGUUUUUGUUGGUGUAUAUAUGGCCUAUAGCUUUAUUGGGCUGUGUAGAGAUUUAUUUUUAGUAUUUCAAUGAAAACCCCAAUAGUAUAUAUGUUAAAGGCGUAAAAGGUAAUUAUAAGACUGGUCACCUCAGUAACUGUGUGAUGGCCUCCAAAAAAGGUUAAAUCCGAGAACAGUUCCACCAGAUAUGAAUCAUGGAACCUUCCUCUUGACCACAUCCCCAACACGUGGAAGAUGCCGUUGGAUACAAAGAAAAAGAUAAGAGAUGAUCUUACCACAAGGGAGAUCAAAUCUUAGAUCGUUACCACCCCAAAUAAAAUAAUAAUUCAUUAGACAGAACUAAUAAAAUCAAAAAUACUUUAUUGUAUAACACUAUGCCAUACAUACAAUAUAACAUAGAAGACAAAUAGUGAUUUAAUAGUGCAAAAUUAGUGAAUUAUGGUGUUUAAAAAAGGAACCAAAGAAUCUUAAAUUUUAAAUAUUUUGAUAUUUCAACUAUUAGACAAAGGGAAACCACAGUGUUAAAAUUGAAUUUCCAGGUCUAAGUAGAUUAGAUUAGAGUAUAUGUUAAAGUUGAUUAAGGAUAUUUAGAUACAUGUGAAAAAAAGUUGAGAAUAUUUGAUUUUAUAGGUAAGAGAGACAUUGUAUCAAAAUUGGAAAUUCACACGGAUGUUUCUGACAAUAACUAAUACAUCCCUUUAGAAUUCGAUUUGCAGUGAGUUUACAGCUUGUUUGGGGAUUUCCCAGUCACGAACAGAAACCUACCCAGGUUAUUUUAAGGGAUUUUUUUUAUAAAUAUAGAAAGGUACAUGUAACAUAGAAAUAGUUAAUAAUGAUUUCCAAGUAACUGUGUCAUUUUUGAGUCACCCAGUCAUUGAGAGGCUAGCGUACUGCCAGAGGGGCCACAAUUAUGGUACCCAAACGUCCACUUAUCUACAUCAGAUUUAGGAGACAUACUUUGAGUCUAUAUGAAUACCAUCAAGAAGAUAGCACUGUGUUUUGUACUAAAGAUUUGAAGUGAGUGGUGCCCAACAUAAGUGUGACGAAGUGCCCUUCGCCACUUGUUCUUGAAGAGGAGUAAUGGCUAACCUUUUGCCCUGUGAUUAUGGCCCCUGUGACUUAUUGGAUUUUAAAACACUUUUUCUGCCCUUUUAAACCCAUGGGAAAAUGUGCCUCUUCCCCUCCCCCUUUUUCCUGUCCAUUGUUCCCUAGCAGGGCGUUGUCCCAGGGACACUGCCAGACCGGUUGAGACUGGCUGCUUUGUCCCUCCUCAAUCUCUCAUCAGCCCUUGCUAUUGUUUGGCCCCAUGGCGAUCCAACUGUAUUCGUGAGAUCUGAGCACUUUUCUGACAUAUUGAACGCUCAGAUCCAAGCUAUCUGGAGAUAUGUUGGACAUAUAGGUUGAACAUUGUAUCAUGGGAGUUAAGUAUUUUUGUGUGGUUUUUGUGACAGUUUUUGUUACUGGAGAUAAUUGGCUUACCACAGCCACUUAAGCCAAUUAUCUCCAGGAUAGAGGAGAAGAUAGAUCGGCCGCACAGCCCAAAUCUGUGGAACUAUUUUGGACAUGAAAGCCAUGCUUGCGGUCGGUCAAAUGUGACUUCCACAAAACGUUUGAACCCCUGCUCUGAUCUUGGUGAUUUUUGGAUAUGUUAUUCACCCAGAUCAGGAUGUAAUUUGUGGGGUUAUGUGGCGUUUUGGGGUGUUUUCUGUGUUUUGUGAAAAAUGCGUGUUUUCUGCCUGUGGGUAAUUGAGUUAGUCCACUGUGUUUGUUAAUUAUAUCACAGGCAGAGGGGAGGGUUUGUGUACAUUAUCUGGGAGUGCCUAACUGUACAAGAGUGUUUUGAUUGGCUUUGUAACUUUGUGUCCUGUGUACCACAAGGUCCACAUGGGCGGUAAUCUUGUGGGAAAACCUGUAUAAAAGAGACAAUAAACCCUCAGUUCAUUCUGUUCCUGUUUGACCCUCAACAGGUAGUCUUGUCUCGUGAUUGGAGGGGAACUGCUAUAAUCACACUGGGGAUUGCUAUACUUUGUAUACUUCCCUGAGCUCUAAUCACUUAGCUCUUUUAAGAGCUGUUCCUGAUACACUCUCCUGGAGGAGAGGUCUUUUCCACACAGUCCUGGAGGACAGAGGCUGAUCCAGGGUGGAAAGAAGACGGCAAGACUCCAGUUAAGCUACAGCGGUUGUGGAGUCUGCGGUGGUUGUGGUGUCCAGUGCAGUGCUUAUGGUCCUCGGCGUCAGCUAGGAAGCGUCCGUCAAUGGAGGUGCCCAGUUGGGGUGCCAGGUGAUCCGUUACAAUAAGUGUCUAAUAAAUCCACUUACUAAGGGUAUCAUGAAAGAGUUAAAAACCCUUGUUUUCACUUACCUGACUCCAGCACCAAGGUGAACUCCUCCUGCUAUCUCUCCAAUAGAAGAAGCUAGUGUGCAUGCGCAGUGAAUACCAAGUGCGCAUUAGGCCUUCCCCCUUUCAAAGCAGUGACUCAAUGCAUUCUUAUUGGCAUUUUUUAGACACUGGACAUCCUCAUGCUGGAUGUAGUUUCACAGAGUUAAACCUUGUGAAGCAGCAGGAAGCACCUCUAGUGGUUAGUUAGCUAACACAGUGAUGUAAUUAUUGCAGUUUCUCAGAAACUUCAGUGUUUUACAUUACAGGGUUAAACCAGACAGGGGCACUGAACCCAGACCACUUCAAUGAGAUGAAGUGGUCUGGGUGCCAAUAGUGUCUAUAGACUACUUAAAGCAACUCCAAGUGGUUUCUGCAGAUAGAAUUACAUUGCGGACAUUUGCCUGCCUCUCCUUUUGACCCUGGUAUAAAUGAUCUGUUCACAGUCUUUAGUGCUUCAGCUGUGCACAUGCUUGCGUACGACAACAUAAUCUAAAAUGGCAAGCCAAAUAUCAAAUAAUUUAAAAGCAUUUUCAGAAGAUGAAAGGUCACCCACUAUAAAUACGGUUUCUAAUUUCUUAAAUAUUGACCAAACCAAAGGAACACCUUUACUUACUAACUGGACAUUACUAGUAAAUGGUGUACUGUGUCCAGUCAAGCCCAAUAAUAACAAGUUGUGCUGGAGCUUGUUAGCAGGCAAUGAGAUUGCACUCAAAGACAUUUCAUUUGGAGCAAUAUAAUGGCUUAAAUCCAUAAUUUUACUGUAAAAUAGUUUGGAGGCUUUUGUGCCAGAUGUCUGCCCCAUUUACAAUUAUAUAGACCUCAAUGCCAGCUGAAAUGCCUACAUUACUAAUUUUUCUGAGUAACGUAUUCUGUUAAUAGUGUAAGCACAGGCAGGGAACCAUAGAGUAAAUUACUUACUGGAACUAUCAAUCUUUCUUAUUUUACUGUAUAUCAGAAAAUCACUUUACUCCUGUAAAACCAAGCUCUGUCUAAUGUGCUAGUCUCAAAGGAUCAAGUCUGACAUCUAUAAGCAAUGUUAAUAUGCUGCAUUGUAACAGGACCUUCAUAAAGUCCUUUGUCCCAACAAUUCCUUUGCUGAAACUCGGGAACUCAUUAUAGAGGCAAAUGCUUCAUCAAGGUCAGUAAGAGGAAUGUCACCAAAUUAUCUGAUCUAAGUUGUCAAAAGGCAUUUUCCAGAUGGCUCCUGAUAAAACAGAUUUCCACAGGUGUAUCAUGAGCCCCCUGGUAUCAGUUAGAGCUGUCAGCAUUAUAUUUAGCUGUUGAAAUAGGAGUUUGCAGUUUGUCAGCAGGAUACAAGCCAUCUUUGAUAACCAUAAAUGAAUUUAGAAAGCUAUUCAUAUCUACUCCCGGAGACUUGAUACAAUCCCAGUGCAUUAAAUAUUGUGAUACAUAACUGAUACCUUCAAGGUUUCUGAAAGCAAACCAGUUUACAGUACUUUGCAAUUUCCAAUUAUUGUGAACAUUAUUUUCUAUAUAUCCAUAAGGAUGAUAACAAUUACAUUUAAAAUCUCUAUUGCAUAGUUACACGGGCUGAAAAACGACUUCCAUCCAUCAAGUUUGGCUUUUUUCAUAUUCGUUUCUGCAGUUAAUAAAAAAAAAAAAAAAAGGCAAACAACCCAGUCUAAAGCACUUUCCAAUUUUGCAACAAACAAGGAACAAAUUCCAUCUCGACCCCAAUAUGGUAGUCAGAUCUGCCAUUAGGGUGUGACAAUCAUGUCUUGGGCCUGGCAGUCUUGAGGAGCCCAGACUGCUCGGGGAGUACAUAAAGAUCAGGGUGGCUUGUAAGGGGCUCAGCCCCCAUACUGUGCAUAAGUAUUUCUAUAGAGCUGCGGGGAAAGGGAGAUCAAAGGUGUCCCUCCCCGUGCCACUACAUUCUUCCCUGCUUAGAGAGGACACUGCUCACAGUGUAUUACAGUGUAUUGCCUUUACUAUUUUUGUGUCAUCCUCAAACACUGGCAAAUGAGUUUCAAUUCUUUUAAACAACUUUUACAACUCUCUGUACUCUAUCUUUAAGCCAAUGUUCUCUCCAAGAACAAGAAUUUCAUCUAUACUUCGUUUCAUUUAAACCCUAACCUAUUUUGUGGAAUUGUAUCAAAUGGCUUUGGAAAAUCCAAGGAUAUUAUAUCCACUGCAACACCAUGAUCAAUCUAUCUAUAUUAAACUGAUCUUCUUUCUUUGUAGUAUGCAAUUCAGUUAUUUUCUGUAAUUUGUUUGAAGAUAUUCCAUAUAUUCCUUCUUUUUUUUCCAUCAAUAAAGAUUUUAUGCCAGUUGAAUAAAAUAAAAACUUGAAUAUUGACAAUCAGAAAAUCAGCAUGGUUUGUUAUAAUCAGAACCAGACAAGAAUCCCUUUCUAGUGGGUGCUUCUAUCAAUUGUUACAUGUAGGUGUCAUUUAACAGGUUCAAAAGUUUUUGAUUUCUCUUGGUGAUGUACUAGUCCCUCUAUCCCAAUUUAUGUCUUGGUAAUUGAAGUGUUACGCAGAUGUGCAACUUUUCUAAUUUGUUUCCUAAAACAAAGCAGGAAAGCUGCACAUUUAUUAAUCCUCAUCAGUGUCAAUAUUAGGUGGUUUAUAACAUAUGCCAACUAAUAAUUGAUUUCCCCUCUUUUGCCCCAAGCAGACACAUAAAGCAUCCACAAUUUCCCAAUUUUUCUUGUCCCAUAUUACUUGCAUAAUAUGUGGCUUCCACUCAUGGUUGACAUAUAAACAUACCCGUCCACCCAGAGGCAUAACAAGAAAUCACUGAGCCCCAGUGCGAAAACUGCCCUUGGGCCCCCCCAUAUGUCUCAUCCCUCCCACUCCAUUCACACGAUUAAUUCCCUCCCCCAUAACCCUUCCAUGCAUCUCAUUCUUCCCUAGCCCCUCAAUGAAUCUCAUUCCCCCCCAGCCCAUUCAUGCAUCUCAUUCCCUUCCCCAUAGCCCCUCCAUGCGUCUCUUUCCUCCCUAGCAACCGCAUGUGUCUCAUACCUUCCAGCCCCUCCACUUGACUCAUUCCCUCCCCCAUAACCCCUCAUUUCUCCCCCAACCCUUCUGUGGCUCUCAAUCCACCCAGCCCCUCCAUGCAUCUAAUUAUUCCCUAGCCCCUCCGUGAAUCUCAUUCCCUUCCCCCAUAGCCGCUCCAUGCAUCUCAUUCCUCCCUAGCCCCUCCAUGCAUCUAAUUUCUCUCCCAGACCCCCCAUGUGUGUUAUUCCCAAGCCCCUCCUCCCCCCCCCCGUGACUGUGAUAUGGCCCAGAAGGUAUGCAGGCCACCCACAGUCCCAGAGGUCAUGGCUGCGGCCGGAUCCUCUGGAGUGAUUGGCCUUGUCGACCCCUGCAGCCAUGGUAGGUCCCAAAACUUCCACCUUUCCUAUUUUUUUUUCUAUUCUUUCUAAAUGACAUGUGACCAUUUAAGUUAACUGCUCUGUAGUGUUUCAUAUCUCAAUUAUGCCUAUUAUGACAUGUUGUUUAGUGUAUACUGUUGCCUGUAGUUCCCCUUUUUUGUUAUUUAGGCUUCUUAUAUUAGCAUGCAUACAUUUAAUAUUGUCUUGAGCCACUUGUACUGUAUGUAAAUUUGUAUUGCAUAAUUCUUCUGUUCUGAUCUCCACUCCCUUGCCCUAGCUAAAUCCCAUUGUCUUUCUGUUCUAUCCUAACUUUGUAGACUUCAAUGUUCCUCUCUCUUAGCACUAGUUAACAAACUCCUCCCAUCUUCUGGCACACUGUCCCCGGCAGAGCUGGGGAGAGAAAUAGAGAGCUAGAGAGAGACUGCAAUAGUAAGGAAUACCUAUACAUGCGUCAUUAAUGCUGCAGUAAUUUCCAGGACUAUGGCCUUAUCCUCUAUUUUUAACCCCUUAUUGACCGCACCGUUUUUACAUUUUCCUACUAUUAAGGACCAGGGCUGUUUUUACAUUUCUACAGUGUUUGUGUUUAGCUGUAUUUUCCUCUUACUCAUUGACUGUACCCAAACAUUGCUGUUUCAAAAUAUAUAUUUUUUUAAAUGUAUCAAUAGUGACAUUGUAACACUGUUAUCUGUCAUAAAUCUCUGAAUCACACCUCACGUGUACAUAUAUUUUUUUAAAGGGACACUAUAGUCACCUAGACAACUUCAGCUCAAUGAAGUGAUCUGGGUGCCAGGUCCCUCAGGUUUUAACCCUUCAGAUGCAAACAUAGCAGUUUCAGAGAAACUGCUAUGUUUGCAUUUGGGGUUAAGCCAGCCUCUAGUGGCUGUCUUCCGGACAGCUACUAGAGGCGCAUCUGCGACGCUGGAGGCAUAUUAUGCCUCCAUCUCGCAGAGCGUCCAUAGGAAAGCAUGCUUUCCUAUGGACACUUUGAAUGCGCGCGCGGGACUUGCCGCGCAUGCGCAUUCGGCUCCACUGACGUUGAACGGGGGAGCAGACGUCGGCAGGGGAGGAGAGGAAUAAGGAAUAAGGUAAGCUGCUGAAGGGGUUUUAACCCUCAGGGCACUAUAGUGUCAGGAAAACCGCUUUGUUUUCCUGACACUAUAGUGAUCCUUUAAAGUAGACAACCCAGGAUAUUCAAUAUGUGGUAUGUCCAGUCUUUUUAAGUAACCACUUAGUCACAAACAUUGGCCAAAGUUAGCAUUUAUAUUAGCAUUUAUAUUUGUUUGUGUGUUAAAAAUGCAAAAAAAAAAAUGAACGCUAACUAUGGCCAGUGUUUGUGACUAAAUGGCUAUCAAAAAAUAAUGAACACACCCCAUUUGCAAUACCUUGGGUUUUCUUCUUUUGCAAAUGGUAUGCCAUCAUCGGGGUAAUUCUCAUUCCUGGGCUACCAUGCACUCUCAAAGGCAACAUAACCAAUCUGGCAAAUUUCAAUGUGAAAAAACGGAAAAUCAAGCCAUAUAUUUUACCCCGUAACUUUCAAAAAUACUAUAAAACCUGUACAUGGGGGGUUACUGUUAUACUCUGGAAACUUCGCUGAACACAAAUAUUAGUGUUUCAAAACAGUAAAACGUAUCAUAACAAUGAUAUCAUCAGUGAAAGUGCUGUAUGUGUGUUUGAAGAAUUCAAAAUUCCACUUUCACUGACAAUAUCAUCGCUGUGAUAUGUUUUACUGUUUUGAAACACUAAUAUUUGUGUUUAGCAAAGUAUCUCGAGUAAAACAGUACCCACCAUGUGCAGGUUUUAGGGUGUAAUAGAAAGUUACAGGGUUAAAUAUAGUGCUAGCAAAUUAAAUUAUCUGGACUUUCGGCCUGGGUUGUCAGACAGGUCCCUCAAAUUGCAAUCAAUAAAAUUAUUUAAUUAUAUAAAAAUAUUACAUAAAUGUGCACGUAGAAUUUAAAUCUAGAUACAUAUUUAUAUAUUUGAAGUCUAAGUGUAUAUUUAUGAAAUUAUCUAUGUAAUUAUGUAUAUGGAUAUACACCCUGUUCCAAAUUAUUAUGCAAAUUGUAUUUAAGUGUCACAAAGAUAAAAUAUUUUGUUUUUCAGUUUAACUCAUGGAUGGCAUUGUGUCUCAGGGCUCUUUUGAUCACUAAAAACAAUCCCAGACACCUGUGAUAAUUAGAUUGCCAGGUGAGCCCAAUUUAAGGAAAAACUACUAAAGGAGGGUGUUCCACAUUAUUAAGCAGAGCACCAUUUUCAUGCAAUAUGGGGAAGAAAAAAGAUCUCUCUGCUGCCGAAAAGAGUGAAAUAGUUCAAUGCCUUGGAUGAGGUAUGAAAACAUUACAUAUUUCACAAAAACUUAAGCGUGAUCAUCGCACUAUUAAGAGAUUUGUGGCUGAUUCAGAGCACAGAUGGGUCCGUGCAGAUAAAGGCACAUUGAGGAAGAUUUCUGCCAGAUGCAUGCAUCGGAUCAAGAGAGCAGCUGCUAAAAUUACAUAGCAGCAAACAGAUAUUUGAAGCUGCUGGUUCCUCUGGAGUCCCACGGACAUUAAGGUGUAGAGUCCUCCAGAGUCUUGCAACUGUGCAUAAACCUUCUAUUCGGCCACCACUAACCAAUGCUCACAAGCAGAAACGGCUGCAUUGGGCAGAAAAAUACAUGAAGACUAAGUUUCAAACAGUCCUGUUCACUGAUGAGUGCCGUGCAACCCGGGAUGGUCCAGAUGGAUGGAGUAGUGGAUGGUUGGUGGACGGCCACCCUGUUCCAACAAGGCUGCGACGUCAGCAAGUCGGUGGUGGAGUCAUGUUUCGGGCCGGAAUCAUGGGAAGAGAGCUGGUCGGCCCCUUUAGGGUCCCCGAAGGUGUAAAGAUGACCUCUGCAAAGUAUGUGGAGUUUCUGACUGACCACUUUCUUCCCUGGUACAGAAGGAAGAACUAUGCUUUCCGUAAUAAAAUCAUCUUCAUGCAUGACAAUGCACCCUCUCAUGCUGCAAAGAAUACCUCUGCAUCAAUGGCUGCUAUGGGGAUAAAAGGAGAGAAAGUCAUGGUGUGACCUCCAUCCUCACCUGACCUCAAUACUAUUGAGAACCUUUGGAGCAUCCUCAAGCAAAAGAUCUAUGAGGGUGGUAGGCAGUUUACAUCCAAACAGCAGCUCUGGGUGGCUAUUCUGACAUCUUGCAAACAAAUUUAAGCAGAAACUGUCCAAAAACAGUUCAAUGGAUGCAAGACUUGUGAAGCUGCUAUCAAAUAAGGGGUCCUAUGUUAAAAUGUAACGUGACCUGUUAAAAUGUUUAAAAAGUUAAAAUGUUGUUAUAAGUUUGAUUGAAAUAGUUUUUGAUUUCAGUAAAUAUGCUGAAAACACAACAAAUGACAAUUUUCAGUUCUUUACAACCUAUAAAGUGUUUUGAAACUUACUGUGUGUAAUAAUUUGGAACAGUGCAUUGUAAGUUUUUUAUGUUUAAAAAAAAUACUGUUAUCAUUAGGAGGUUUGUUCAAUAAAAUUUGAAUUGUACUCUUAAUAGAUGAUAACAUGAGAAUUAUGCUGACUGUUAUUUACAGAAAUUAUUUAGGUAAAUUAGAGAAAUAUCAUUUGCAUAAUAAUUUGGAACAGGGUGUAUAUAUAUAUAUAUAUUUCGUAUUAUUUUUAUUUAUUUAAUAUAAAUAUAUAUUUAUAUAUCAUUUCAUUUUAAGUGUAUUUUGAUAUAUAUAUAUAUUUAUUUAUAUAAAAAUACAGUUAGAAUAAAGUUACAUAUAUAUAUAUAUAUAUAUAGUUUUUACAUAUAUACGUGUGUAAUUUAAUUCUAAGUGUAUUUUUAUAUUAAUAUAUGUAUAUGUCAAUAUAAAAAUACACUUAGUAUGACAUUAUAUAUUUUUAUAUAUAUAUAUAUUAUUUAGAUAUAAUAUAUGUAUAUAUAUAUUUUUAUUUUUAUGUAUAUAUAUUUACUAACAUUUUACCAUUUUACAUAUGCAGGGGGACUGCCUGUCAGUUCAGGCAGCCCCCCUGGAGGCAGCACUAUGGACGCCUAUUGCGGCCAUGUUACCGCUCUUUCAGAGCGAUCACAUGGCCCAUGGUGGCCUAAUUUGCUAAUGGGCAAAAAAGGAGGAAAACCGUAUCAUAACAAUAACAAGUAUAAGUAAGAAGGACUGCGAGGACGUACUAGGUAUAUCCGCAGUUGUUAACAACCAUUUUGUCGGACGUACCUAGUACGUCCUCGGUCCUUAAAGGGUUAAAUCUAGAUCUAUGGUGGGCUAUAAUAGGAAUCCAACCCUGAGGAGUAUGCUGUUCACACAGACAAAUGGAUAAAUGGUUCUUCCUUUUUUUUGGCUUAUAUCCUUCUCCUAUGUGUAGGGGUUACCCCAAUCCUGACAGUAGAGCACGAAUUUCAUGAACUGACAUGUGGCAUCCUCUAACUAUGCAAUGUGUAAAUAACUGAGCUCUUCAGGACCACCAAUUGUAUUGCCAAUGUUUGUCUGUGGAGAUGUAUGUCCUGAAUUUUGUGCAAUUGUUUGCAAUGUGUGAUACUGAAACUCCUGAACUCAAUAAUUAUUAAGAUUGGCCCUAUAAUGUAUAUUAUGUAAAACAGCCUGACAAGUUGCAAGUGUGCAUUUGUUGGUAUAUUUCCUGAAUUAUAACGCAAGACAUCUGAGUUAGUAUGAUGAAGCCUAUUCCCACAAUACUGUGGAGGUCAACACUAUUUUGUCCUUUUGUUCUCUCAUAUAGAGUAUAACUUCUGCUUUGAAGCAUGCCUGUGAAAUUCUUACACAAGAUCCAGAAGGUGGUGCUGCUCGCAUUCCUUUUACGACAUUCACUUUCCUGUACAAGUAUUUGGCUAAAAUUGAUGGGGACAUUUCAGACACAGUAGUAGAGAAUGCACUUUGUGCUCUGCAGACAGAAGCGUAAGUACAAUGUGUAACGUGUAAGAGAAUAAGUGUGACAUUUAGUAUUCUAUACAGGUUUAAUAGGGGAUUCUUGAGAAUAUUUUCACUGCCUCUCUAUAUUUCUCAAUAUUGUUAUAUGAGGGUUAUAAUGGAUUAUGGAACUAACCAUGCUAUGCAAAUCAUAUGAACCUACUUCCAUUUACAAACUGUAUAUUAUAUAAAGUGUAUAUCUUACCACUAGAAGACAUCUUAUACAUAAAUAUAUUAGGAUCAGACUAAUUAACCAACAGGAACCUUUGACUUAUGCCAGUUUUACAAAUAUCCUGAUGUAUAAUAUUAAUAUUUCCCAAAUUUAGGGUUUAAUGAUCUUGUCAUAAUCUGGGUUAUUCACUGAAGUGAGAAUUUUUGGAAAUUCAAGCAGGGUUAUUUACUGAACUGACAAUUCAAAAAAAUAUUUAAUUUUAAUCCUCACUUAGUGAAUAACAUGAAAGUGAAUAUCAAAUUAAAGAUCAAUGUAGUCAAACUACAAUUUUUUGGCGUAAAAUUUUAAAUUUACUUUGAAUUCCUUAAAAUUCUCAGUUUAGUGAAUGCAAGUGAUACCAACAAGCUGCAAAUCGUUAAAAUGGGUAUUGUUAACAUUAACAAGUAGCAGCUCUAUCCAUACUACAAAAUCAUACCAAUUGUCUAUCUCAAAAUAUAUCAACAAAUAAUUAAUAAAGAAAGCAAAGACCAGAGACAUGAAUUGCAAAAUAUGUUUAUUUAAGUAAGGUGUAUGUAUCAUUAAAAUAAACAAUCUGUGUAACAGGAAUUAAAAGAACACUCCAAACCAAAGCACUUCUCAUUGGGACAUAACAAAUUGUGGAAGCACUUAUCAUUACAUUGUACAAAAACACAUGACAAAAUCAAAAACACAUGACGGUGCAAAGUAGAAAUACUUUUUAUCAUUGGCUUGUACUUAGACAAAAAGUAUAUAUAUAAUGAGAGAUAUUUUCUAAUGAAUUUCUGCAACUAAUCUUCGUUAAACUAAACCGCAAAAACCAUUCACUCAAGUAACUUAUUUAAAGCUUUCAAGUGUUCAUAACUCAGAUUUGACAUUCAGUGGCACCCAUCUUCUUAAGGUUAGAGAAGGGUUAAGAUCAGAGUUGGAUUAUAUAGCAUGUUUUGUGUUAGAAGGAUUAAAAGCUUGAGGGGAUAUAUUGGUUAUAAGAAGUGUUAAGAAUUAUUGUUUGUAUUUGGUACAUUGUUUUAUUUUUUACAGUAUUUAAAUCUAGGAUUGAGGUAAAUGGCUUUGUUUAAUGUUUUGGCUUUCAGUGCUUAAAAACUCUAUGGUAAUUGUUUGUUUAAGUUUUGGGAGGGGUUCAAUUUAGGUUUAGAGAACAUAGAUUGUUUAGGGUACAGGCAUAUGGAGUUUGAAGGAUUAUUUGCAAAUUACUCACCCUCCUAUAAUUGAUAAUAUAGCAUCGGGAGUUGUUAUAUAGUAUGACUCACUCUGUUUUGUCCUAUUAUACACUAAAACCGCCUUCCUACUAUUGGGUAUGUCCCCCUCGUGCUGCCAAAACAGCUCUGAAGUAUCAAGGCAUGGACUCCACAAGACCUCUCUGAAUGUGUCCUGUGGUUUAAGGCAAGAAGACAAUAGCUGCAAAUCCUUUAAGUCCUGCAAGUUGCGAGGUGGGGCCUCCAUUGCUCGGAUUUGUUGUUCCAGCACAUCCCACAGAUGCUCAAUCAGAUUCAGACCUGGGGAAUUUAGAGGCCAAGGCAACACCUUGAACUCUUUGUCAUGGGAACACCGUUAUCGUGAAAGAGUGUAUGUGGUAUUCAAAAAUCUCCAGGUAGGUGGUACUUGUCAAAGUAACAUCCACAUGACUGCCAGGACCCAAGGUUUCCCAGCAGACUCAAGAUUCCCCACAUAAAUGACACAUACACCACCGGCCAUCCAACUAAUCUAAAAGAAAACGUGGUUCACCAGACCAGGCAAACUUCUUCCUUUGCUCCAUGGUCCAGUUCUGACACUCACGUCCACAUUUAAGGUGCUUUUUCUUUUUCUGCAUUUUGGAGAUGAAUCUCUGUUUAGAUUUAUAUUUUUCAACUCUCUAGUUCAGGGAUUCCCUACCUGUUGUAUGCAUACCCCCAGGCGAGCAAUCCAGUGCCCUAGGGAUUAUGUGAACCCCUCCCCUCAAAAAAAAAUGCUAUUGGCAGCAUUGCAGCUUCACUGCUCGGGCUGUGAACCACAGGCUGAGGGUCCAUCGGAUAGCCCAUGCACUUAGGGCCACUCGAUAGACAUGUGACAUUUAUCGGCAUGUGUGUAUCAGUGUGUCUGUGCAACUGUAUGUGUGUCAGUGUUUGGAUCUGUGUAACUGUAUGUGUGUCAGUGUUUGAAUCUGUGUGUCUAUGUAUCUGUGUGUGUGUGUUAAUGUGUUUAUGUCUGUGUAUCUGCAUGUGUGUCAGUGUGUGUAUCUGUAUCUCUGUAUCUGUGUGAGUGUGUCAUUGUUUGGAUCUGUGAGUCUGUGUAUAUCAGUGUGCCUGUACAUCUGCAUGUGUAUUAAUGCUUUUUUUGUGUCAGUGUUUGUAUCUGUGUCUUUGUGCAAUUUUGUGUGUUGGUAUCUGUAUUUAUGUCAGUGUUUAUAUCUGUGUGUCUGUGCAUCCGCAUUUGUGUCAAUGUCUGAAAUCUGUGUCAGUUUUUGUAUCAGUGUAUCUGAAUGUGUGUCAGUGUGUGUGUAUCUGUUUGUUUGUAUAUCUGCAUGGUUGUCAGUGUGUGCCUGUGUAUCUGCAUUUGUGUCAGUGUGCCUGGGGCAGAGGAGGUUCAGGGGAGCCUGGGUCAGAGGAGAAGCUGGGGGAGCAUGGGGCAGAGGAGAAACAGAGAAAAGUGGAGAUGAGGCAGAGAAAAGCGUACACAAUUUAUGGAAAUUGGCUUUCAAGGGGUACUCAUGCAAAAAAAGAUUGGAAAGCACUGCUCUAGUUAAUUCACCAUAGUUUAAUGUUUAGUAAACAAAGACCUUGGUUUGUCAUGUGAUUUAAUGUCAUGUCAUGUGAUGACUGGCUUCCCCAGUUGGACACAUGCUCAUGACUCACAACAUCUGCUUCAGAGCCAGCAGAGCAAUUCCAUGCCUGCCAGUAAUUUUCUGGAAAUUAUGGGGUUUCCCCAGAAGGGAGAGCACCAGCACAUGAGCUAGGAUUGUUUUGCAGCUGAUAUACUACAAGGAGACUGAGGCUGUCUGUUUCUGGAGCACACUGAGAAAACACACUCCUUUGCAGCUUAUGUAGUGCAGUUAUAUUAUAAGCAGUUUGAAAACAUUAUCAAAGACUGGUCCGUUUUGUCAUACCCUGGUGUUUAAACAUUUUAGAAUAUGUGUGUAUCUAAGUAUAAACAGGAUAUUUCAGUGUAAGAUUAGAGGAUGAGUCUCAAUUAUCAUGCAUUAAAUGUGUUGUCAAUUUGCUAAUACAGCAUCUGUUAAUUUGUUAAUAAUCCUAUUUCAAAAGUAGUAGGUGCUGUUAGUGUGUACAGGGAGUUACAGGUACUGUUUAUUUGAUAGACUUGGGCAUUCAUUUUCGGAAGAAUUGCAAUUCAAAUGCAAAUAUGCUAAUUUUUCCAUUUGUUCGACGGGUUUCAAAUUCUUGCAUGCGCAAGUUGUUAAUUAUAAAAUUGGUCAAUCCCACAUAAGGUAACCAAAAUAGGGAGCUAUCUACCAAAUAGCUCCCUAAUGUGACAUUCUUAAAUAUUGGAAUCCUAUGUCACAGUACCAAAUUACGGUGUUUUACGUCAAUUUGAUCUUUCAGCUGCUUAGUAGAUAGCUCCGUAACUUGGUAUUCUUUUGUGAGAUUGUUGUAUCUGCUAAACAGCUCUCUAAUUUGGCACUCUUAAAUAUGGCAAUCCCACAUAAGGGUACCAUUUUUAGUUGGGGAGUUAUUUACUAAAGAGCUGAGUGAUCAAUAUUCGGAAAAACCCUUUUCUUAAAUUUGGUCUUUCUGCUGUCAUGUAGAUGGCUACCUAGUUUUGUACCUUUUAAAUAUGGCAAUCCCACACAGGGUUACCAAAUUAAGUAGCUAUCUGCUAAACAGCUGAAUGGUCGAAAUCAGCUUUUGUUAAUUUUAAACUUUCUGCAGCUUAGAAGAUAGAUUCCUAAUUUGUUAUCCUUAUGUGGAUUGCCAUAUUCAAAGAUACAAAAAUAGGAUGCUAUCUACCAAACACAACUUCCUCCCUAAUUUGGUACACUUAGAGGAACACUAUAGCAUUAGGAACACAAAUAUGUAAUUCUAACACUAUAGUGCUGUAGUCAUCAUUUAAGUGACCGGUCCCCACUGACAGCCUACAGCUACGCUUAGGUAAAAUGUAAUUUAGAAAAAGAACAGUGUAUCUUAUUUACACAGACUGAUUUCUAAACACAUUUAAAAACAAAUGUAAAACAUUCAAUCAAUUCAAUUUAAAAGCAAAUUACUUUAAAGGACCACUAUAGGCACCCAGACCACUUCAGCUUAAUGAAGUGGUCUGGGUGCCAGGUCCAUCUAGGAUUAACCUUGCCUGCUGUAAACAUAGCAGUUUCAGAGAAACUACUAUGUUUAUAAUAGGGUUAAUCCAGCCUCUAGUGGCUAUCUCAUUGACAGCCGCUAGAGGCGCUUCCGCGCUUGUCACUGUGCCGCGCAUGCACAUUCAGCCGAGGGGGAGGAGAAGAGUCCCCCGCUCGGCGCUGGAGAAAGAGGUAAGUUUAACCCCUUGCACCCCCUAGAGCCCUGAGGGUGGGGGCACCCUCAGGGCACUAUAGUGCCAGGAAAACUAGUAUAUUUUCUUGGCACUAUAGUGGUCCUUUAAGUAUUAUUGGUGUGGAGCUCUGUUAUGCACUCAGACUCACUAACAUUACGGACCUACUUGAAAGAAGGACAUUAGGAUAGAAAAGAGGGACAGUGGAAUUCGGUUGUAAAAUAGGGACUGUAGAUCCUAAAAAGCGACAGUUGCAAUGUAUGCUUUAAAUAUGGCAAUCACACAUAAGGGAAGCAAAUUAAAGGGAUAGUCUACUGCCCAAAUGGGAAAACCGUAUAAAUCACUGUUUCUUAGAUAUACCUCCAAUUAAUACAUUCAUGAUUUUUUCAUACAUGUAUUCAUUGGGAGUAGAUCUUGCAAUAAUGUUCUUAUGACUGCAGCCUUUGCAACCCCUCCCUUUUUCCCCUGAAAGAUACUUUCAGUCUUUUCAUAGGGAAUUAAUCAGAGGCUGCUCACUGAUAUGAAGCCUGUAUGGCAUGAGGCUGGCGCUUAACUAGAGCAUGUCUGCCACUUCUGUUAGUUUUACUGAUGCUGCAGCAAAUCUCUCUAGCUGUUUGAUUGACAGUUUGGGGGUGUUCCAUAAUUUGGUUAUAAAUGUUUCAAUUUUUCAUAGAAAUUGGCACUUUUAUAAACUGGGGUUAAAAUAGGAUACAAAACACUAGAAAGAACAGGACGCCACAGUCACUAAAUGAGUAUAUUAAAAUAAGGGUUUGAAACGGAAUAUUGAUGGUGAAGCAAAAACAGCAAAAGUUUAUUAAUGAAGAAAUAUAUAAAAAGAAUCACAGCACAACAUAUGUGCAAUACAUCAAGAAUAUAAAAGCCACAAUAGGCAAGGAACCCUUAUGUAGAGCAGUUUAACAUAACAUGAUACUGAACUGGGCAGUAAAGUGCAAGUGCUAAAGUGCAAGAUGCCUAUAAGGAAAUAGCACUUAUACAUGUAUAGUACAAUCAGCCCAAAGUAAAUGCUGCAUGAGCAGUAUGUAAAAUCAGCACACAUGUAAAAUAAAAACAGCUAAUACCAAAGUGCAGGGUCCCAGGUCGUGCUCAACGCGUUUCGUCGUGUGACUUCCUCAGGAGCUUCUUCUCUCUUCUUGGUCCUCUCCCUUUUUAAAUCUGCCGGUCCGUCCAACAGCUUCCGACCCGCGCAUGCGCGACCACACUGGAACGCAGGAUAACUUUAUUGAUCUUCUACACAGCCGCAAUAUGAACGCUCUACAAACCAGAGCGUUCGAGUCAAUACGGACCGUGUGUACCAGCCUGCCUAGCCCCCAGCUGACCCCUAACAUAAAAAUGCUACUAGCUCAAACAUAAUAUAAAUAGGACUGGUGGGGGAAAAAAAGAAAGUAAAAAGUGAGGAAGAUAAAAAUGGAAUAAAAAUAGAGCAAAUUAUAAAAAUUAUAACAAGAGUGUAAUUAAAAAUGAAUGAUUAAAAAUGAGUAGAAAAAAAUUCAAAAUGAGUAGAGAAAAUGUUUUAAUCAAAUGCACAUGGGUGCUAUAAAUAUAUGAACGUGUAUAAAUUAAUAAAUGUGUAUAUAUAAAAUGUGUUGGAUGAGCAUAAGUCCAUUUAGAUUUUUCUAAUAGGCACCAUAAAUAUAGAUAUAGUACAUAUGUUCAUGGUCAUUAAUAGAUAGUGGUAAUCAAGCUAUAUGUCCAUAGACCACUGAUAUAUAUAUCCAGGGGCGUACCUAGAGCAUUUGGCACCCGAGGCGGAUCCUGUGCUUGGCACCUCUUGCCCCCCAAAAGCCCCGCCCUCAGCGCCAGUGUGGCUGUGGCUCCGCCUCCGAUUUUGCUUAGCUCCGCCCCACUUUUCUUCCGUUCGGCCAGUUUAUCAGCUGUUUGCUUGUAUGAGCUGUACUGGCCGCACGGCACCCUAAUAGCCAGGGCCGGUGCAAGGAUUUUUGCCGCCCUAGGCAAAAGUAAAGUUUGCCGCCCCCCCCAUGUGACAUCACAAUGCCCCACCCAGAUGAUAUGCCAUGUUAUCUAACGCCAGUGCUGCAGUGCCGCAGUGUUUACAUUAAAAGGCCUGCAGGGACAGGCUAUAGACACCAGAACCACUACAUUAAGCUGCAGUAGUUCUGGGGACUAUAGUGUUUCUUUAAUGUGAGGUAAAUUAGAGAUUAGUGCCACGAAUAAUAUACUAGAUUGCCUACUUACAACCAGAUGAGGAUGAUGAUGGGCUCUAGCUGCAGUCUGGUUCCACUGGUCUGGUGUAGAACAGGCUCUCUGGAGGCAGUUUGUAACUGUGGUCACAAAAAUCUAUGUUCUGGGAGAACGGGAAGCAGCUCCAUUUUUUGGGUGCCCUUUACACAGCUCAAGGUCUGGGUCCCAGGGUCCACCUUCAUGUUCCACCAAUGAGUUUGUUCACAGGGGGUGGAGUGUGUAGGGGAUGUCCUGAUAUGUGUGUAAGGAAUGCAUUGUGUGAAAUUGUGUUUGUAUGUGUAAGGGCUGCAAGGUGUGUUUCUGUGUAUGUAUGGGAUGCAUUGAAUGUGUGUAAGGGGUGCAUUGAGUGUGUGUAAUGAAUGCAUUGUGUGUUUCUGUGUGUGUAAGGGAUGCAUUGUGUGUAACGGUUGCAUUGCUUGUGUAUGUGUGUCUGUGUGUGUAAUGCAGUGUGUGUAAUGCAUUGUGUGUUUUUCUGUGUGCAAGGGGUGCAGUGUGUGUGAUGAAUGUCAAUCUCUCCCCCCCUCCAAUUUCCUUCUCCCUCCCUCCAAUUUCCUUCUCUCCCCCCCUCCAAUUUCCUUCUCCCCCCCCUCCUCCAAUUUCCUUCUCCCCCUCCAAUCCCCCUCCAAUUUCUUCUAUCCCCCUCUCCACCUCCUUCCCCCAUAUCUUCCUCCUAUCACCCCCAUCUCUUCUUAUCACCCCCAUCUCUCUUAUCACCCCCAUCUCUCCUUAUCACCCCAUCUCUCCUUAUCACCCCCAUCUCCCUCAUCAUCCCCCCCAUCUCUCUCAUCAUCCCCCAUCUCUCCUCAUCCCCCUAUCCUUAUCACCCCAUAUCUCCUUAUCAUCCCCCAAUCUCUCCUUAUCACCCCCCAAUCUCUCCUUAUUCUCCCCCCCUCCCCCUACCAUUGUUGUAGCGUGGCCGAGCCCUCUAUUGGCCCGCGGGUACAGGGAGCAUCUGUCUCCUUUACCCGGCCGGACUAACAGGAAGUGCACACGCCACGCCACAGGGAGGGGCGCUCCCUCCUGUCAGCCCCUCUCCUCAGGCUGCGCCCGGGCGGGCAAAGCUGCAGCCGCCUGAGGUUCUCUGCAGAGCGCUCGGGCGGCUGCAGCAUGAGGGGGGCCGGCGCUCCUAGCAGCGUCCCCUCCCAAGGCACCCCCCACCCUGCUGGCACCCGGGGCGGACCACCCCCUCCGCCCCCCCUUAGUACGCCACUGUAUACGCCACUGUAUAUAUCGACAGUGGAAGCAUGCAUAUCAUAACCAUAAAUAUCGACAAUAAAGGCAUACAUAUCACAAAGAACAGAUAUUGUACAUAUAUAUGGUAACAACAAAAACAAGUAUAUAAGUGUCAGGAACCAUAAUAUAGUCUUUAUACAUAAAAAUUGAGGGCAUGUAAACAAGGUGUAUAUAAAAAAAUAUAUAUUAACACCAUGCAUAAAAAACUUCUAUUAAAACAUACAUUGACAUAUAUAUGUAUAUACAAUAAGAAGGAGGAAAAAAACUGUCAAAAUGAUGAAAAGCAAUCAAAAAUAUAUAUAUAAAAACAGUAAAAAACUAACAAAUAAUCAUAAAACUUAAGUAAAAAAUAAAAAAUAAUAAUAAAUACUUUAAAAAAAAGGAACAAGUACAAGAGAGAAAAGGGUUAGUACAGAAUGUACAAUAAUGUAAUCAAUCCAUAAAAGCCAAUAUAUCUAAAUCUGUGUUAAGUCCUGAGGGGACAGAGGAUUUCAUUCUAUAUAUCCACUCUGUCUCCCUCAUGGCUCAUAUUUUUUCGGUGUCUCUGCCCCUCCGAUGUGUUAAAAUCAUAUCAAUCCCAUUGCAAAUAAAAUCUUUGAAAUCGAAUUCUUUACAGGUAUUGCAAUGUUUAGGUACACUGUGUUUCCCAUUUUUAUUCUUAAUUCCAUUAAAAUGUUCUAAUAAUCUUAUGUGUAGUUUCCUAUAUAUUGGACACCACACUUACACUGUAACAUGUAUACCACAAAUUUCCUUUGGCAAUUAAUAAAGUGCUUUAUCUUAAAGGUUUCUUUGGUCACAGUACUAGAAAAUUCCGUAAUCUUUUUUUUCUGGAAUUUACAUGUACUUUAUUAAUUGCCAAAGCAAGUUUGUGGUAUACAUGUUACAGUGUAAGUGUGGUGUCCAAUAUAUAGGAUGCACCAUUAGGAAACUACACAUAAGAUUAUUAGAACAUUUUCACCAUCAAUAUUCCUUUCAAACCCUUAUUUUAAUAUACUCAUAUAGUGACUGUGGCGCCCUGUUCUUUCUAGUGUUUUGUUUUUGGCAAUUGGAGUUGGAGUGUCCUUUAUCCAGAGGCUUGCCUGCACUUGGUUUUUAUUACUGUCCACCCACCCACCUUUCCAUUUCUUUGUUUAAAAUAGGAUACUCCUCAACCAUAAAGCACUUCAACAAUUUAUUUAUUUAUUUAAAACACAAAAAGAUGCACAGGUGAUCUAGGCAUUACCUUUGUCUACAUGGAAAUCACAAACAGAAAUUAUUGAACAAACUCAUACUAAAUACAUUUUGAUGAAAUUUUAUUUAUUUUUGUAACCAAAAAGUCUGUUAUUUACUUUAAUAGAACCAAUUAUUUGGGGAACAUCUACAUAACAGAUUUUAAACCCUUACAUUAAUGUCAUGCAGUCCUUCACUUAUUACCAAUGCAAAGUUGUGUCCCAAGAGUUAUUUUAUAUAUCAAUGUUCCUGACUGCAGCUUUAUAACAAGAGUAACUUUCUACACCCAUAUCAGAGCUGACAGUGGCACAGAUCUGCUCAGGCAGAGCUGUUUUAGUAAACAUGAAGAGGCAGCUAUGGUAUAGUGCACUUAAACAAGUCUUUUGCAAAAAAAAUUCCCCAAAGGACUUUAAAUGAGCAUUCAUCGUGCUAGAGCAAAGAAAGUCAUUAGCGACUUGUAAUUCAGUUUAUAAACUAAUUAGAGAUACUGGGGCUUUCCACUAAUGUUUGAAAUAAUGAGUCACAUGUAGUCCUGUGAUUUAGUAAUUUCCUUCUAUAUGCUCGCAAAACAAUGUACACACAAGGAGCAGAUUUCCCUUUUGGCACAGUAGGCACCUGGCUACAGCCAUCUGUCCUGUGGGGGUUUCUUAUUUUUUAACAGAGUUAUUCACUAAAGUUAAAAUUCAAAGCAAAUUUCACAUUUAAGUUCAAAAUGGCUAAACUGGAAAUUAUCAACUGUGCUUUCAGCUUGGUUAAUCUGGUCUUAAAAUGAAAUUCACUUUGAUUUCACUGUUGUACAUGGUUUUUGCCUAAAGUGAGAAUUCAAAAUCAAUUUUGAACUCAAGGCCAGACUAGCCAAACAAAGCAUAGCUUCUCUCCAUGCUCCCAGUGAUCAUGGCAGAUGUUCAGGCGGCGGCUCCAGCUGACACCGACGGCAAACUGAGCAAAAAUGAGCUCAAAAGGCGAUUGAAAGCGGAGGUGAAAGCAGUUGAAAAGGAAGCGAAGCAAAAAGAACAAAAUGAGAAAUUGCCCAGUGCAGAUACAGAAAUUAUUAAUUAAGAAACACUUGAUCUCAAUCAAUAUUUUACACUUCGCUCCCAAACCAUUCAGCAGCUGAAGGGAACAAAGAAUGACCUGUAUCUACAGAAGUACCAAGUUGAUCUGUAUCUCACAGAUUUUACAAAAUACUACAGUUUGGAGAUUGAGGACCAUUUAACGCAGGUCAUCAGUGUGGCAGGAAAAAGCCACGCCAAACGUAUUUCUGUAGCCAAGUUGAUCUUCUACAAUCUGCGUGGAGAAGACACAAUGUUGCAAGUUAUGGCUAACUCUAAAUUUUACAAAUCAGAUGAUGUCUGCGUUGCGGUGAUAUUAUUGGAGUGAAAGGAAAUCCAAGAAAAAACAAAAAGGGUGAACUAAGUAUUAUACCCACUGAAAUAACCCUGCUGUCUACCUGUAUGUAUAUGUUGCCUCAUCUCCACUUUGGAUUGAAAGACAAGGAAACGAGAUUCUCCCAGCGUUACCUCGAUCUCAUCUUAAAUGACUACAUAAGGCAGAAGUUUAUUACAAAAACUUAUCACAUACUUAAAUCAGAGCAAGUAGGGGUAACCCAUUAAUGUACAUCUUGUAAAUACAGACUGGUUGCAAAGGGUAUAAUAACCACCCCUUAAGUGGCUUAUAAAGAAAUCAUAAAUCAAAAAAUACCCGCACUCCAAUGCAAAUCAGAUUUUAUUAAUUAAUCAAAAUUAAAAUAUGUUCAUAGUUAAUCCAUAGGUAAUCCAUAACGCUUGAUAAAGGCCAUCAAUGCCAAAAUGUUGGGUGAUUUUUCUGCCCUCUUUUGACUGAUAAGGUAAAUAUAUUGUACAGCAGAUGAUGUGUUUAUCUCUUAUGAUUUGAACUUUUGUUACAGUGGUUGAAUGGAUUUUCUAUAUCUUUUGUUGGUUUAUAUAUAUAUGAGGAUUGAUGCAUAUAAUAUUAACUUGUAUAUUAACUAUUAACUAUGUCAUAUUUGUUCCUGAAUUGGUGUACAUGGAUUAACUAUGAACAUAUUUUAAUUUUGAUUAUUUCAUAAAAUCUGAUUUGCAUUAUAUAUGGGUUGGGUAUUUUUUUUUAAUUUAAAACAUAUCACAUACCUCAGAUGUCUCAAAUGUCUGGAUAAUUUAGGCCUUCUUGAGAUUGAAACUCCAAUGAUGAACAUUCAAGCCAUUCAUCACCCAUCAUAACGAGUUAGACAUGGAUCUGUACAUAAGGAUAGAACCAGAGCUGUAUCACAAGAUGCUGGUAGUCGGUGGCAUUGAUAGAGUAUAUGAGGUGGGCAGGCAGUUCCAGAAUGAAGGGAUAGAUCUCACUCACAAUCCAGAGUUUACAACCUGUAAAUUUUACAUGGUGUACACGGAUGUCCACGACCUCAUGGAAAUAACAGAAAAGCUGCUAUCUGGAAUGGUUAAAUACAUCACUGACAGCUACAAAGUUGCUUACCAUCCAGAAGGUCCCAAAGAUCCUGUGUUUGAAAUAGACUUUACUCCACCCUUCAGAAACAUUUGCAUGGUGCAUGAAGUGGAAAAAGUCCUGGGGAGAAAACUGCCUAAUAACGACCAGUUUCACACUGAAGAAACUUGCAAAUGCCUCAAUGAUGUCACGAUUCGGGGAACCUAACACGCUGACACACACAGAAAAGGUGCCGUACCGGACCUUAGAGUGGCCGGGCUAAGCACACUAAGAAUAGUCAGGAGACAAGCCAGGUAAAGGGAGCCAGAAAACAGGAGAACGAGAAACAAGCCGAGGUCAAAGGAGUGGAGAAGACAGGAUAAUCGGAAUAACGAGCCAAGUAAUUGGUAACCAGAGAGCAAGACGAGAACACUACGCUACAGGUAUCACAAGACCACAACAGGGCACUGAGGGACAGGAAAGGUAAGUAUAAAUAGGCUUGGUUUAAUUCUGAUUGGAUAACUUCCAAUCAGAAUUAACAAUCACACGUGUGGGAUAUCUAUACCCCCCACUGUGAUUGUGGUACUGUUUCUUUAACGCCGGGUCACUCACGUGACCGCGGCGUUUACAUAAGUCAUUGACCUCCCAGCGUGCAGCGUUAUACAUGCUGCCGCUGGGGGGCGUGGAGGACGCGGGCGGCGAGUGGCAGAGAGGAGACGCCGCUCGCCGAGAGGUAAGUAGAGGGGAGACCGCGGGCGCGGCCGCGGAUCCCUGACAAAUGACAAUUGUAUGGAGAAAGGCAUAGAGUGUCUGCCCCCGAGAACCACUGCAAGACUACUAGACAAGCUGGAGGGCGAUUUUCUUGAGGUAAUCUGCAUUAAUCCAACCUUUAUCUGUAUACAGUCAGGUCCAUAAAUAUUGGGACAUCAACACAAUUCUAAUACUUUUUGGCUCUAUAGACCAACACAAUGGGUUUGAAAUGAAACAAACAAGAUGUGCUUUAACUGCAGACUUUCAGCUUUAAUUUGAUGGUAUUUACAUCCAAAUCAGGUGAACAGUGUAGGAAUUACAACAGUUUGUAUAUGUGCCUCCCACUUUUUAAGGGACCAAAAGACCAUCCCACCAUCAUCAUUGAGUAAACUUUGACCCUGUACCUCACAGUCAGCAGACACAUUCCAGCCAAUCAGCAGCAGACCCUCCCUCCCAGACCCUCCCACCUCCUGGACAGCUCACUAAGAAUGCAGCUUCAAAAUGGAUGCUGUCCAGGAGGUGGGAAGGUCUGGGAGGGAGGGUCUGCUGCUGAUUGGCUGGAAUGUGUCUGCUGACUGUGAGGUACAGGGUCAAAGUUUACUCAAUGAUGAGUCCGCAGCAAACCAUUCGCGAACCGUUCGGGACAUCACUACUAGUAAUGUAUAAUAAAUAAAUGUAAGACGGUUUGCAAACUCUUUUAUAUAUUUUUUCUUAUUAGUACCUCUUUGGGUAAUAUUCAUGUUAGAUUUGUCUAAAAUCUGUUGUGUUAUUUUUUUUUAACCUGUUGGAUUACAAAACAAUAAAAAUCCCUAAUGCCAGUGUUUUAGUAAAGAAUACACAAAACAUAUUUUUUGCUAAAAACAUAUAUGUAGCUAAUUUCUGAAUAAAUCUAUAUGCAAAAUUAGAGUUUGUACUAAUUUUGUAGCAUGAUAACCGUGCUUCCCAUGUUUUAAAUACUACUAUUUAUAUCUAUUUUUUUAUUUUUUUUAUUUUAAUAUAAUUGGGUAGUAAAGGGGUUAAGACUGACCUUUAAAAUAUGAAGAAUAUUUUUUUAUGAUGUAUUAGGCCAGAAGAUAGCAUAAUGUGUUUAGAAAAAUGAAAAAGUACCACAUUUUUUUUUUAUAGUGAAUCAGACAUAUACUUUAAAUUAAGUGGUUCUGACAACCAAACAUUGCGUAAGUAAUCACUAUUUUUCUUUGAUUUGAAGACUAGGCUAUUUUAUUUAUUUUUUCAAUUUGAGAACACUGCCAAAAAAUAAAUGCGUUUUAUGUAAUCUUGUUAUUGUUAAGCAGACUGUAUGCCAAACUGUGAAUAGAUAAAAGUAUUUUAUAAAUUGUAUUAUUGAGAAUACUGUUAUGGUCAACUUUUGGGAAGUUACAAAAAAGUAGUUUUCAACAUUUAUUUGGUCUUCUAGCGCAACCAGUACAACUGCAGAGAUUUGUCAUAAUGCAUCCUUCGAUAUACCAUUCUAAAUGUUAUUUGAUGAAGGCUUUUCGUCAUGUUAGGUUGUCGGGGAAUUUUAGCCAUUAGCCCCCAUUUAUGCCAAUGUUAAUCAAAGAAAAUAUUUGCUUACACAAAAAGUUAACUACCGGUAGUUUCACUUUAACUAAGAGCAAAUGUCUAUACAAUUUUUAUUUAAAAAGCCAUGUACUUGACAUUUUUACAGUAGCAUAUGCUAUAAUACAACAAUGUAUCUUAUUACAUUAAACCACUGGACUUCCAUUGAAAGAAACACUCCAAACACCUAAAACACUUCAGUUUCCUGAAGUGCUUUACAUGUAAAGCAUGUUUCUUCUACUUCUGUUACACCACAUUGGUUACUGACUGGCUGUUUAGAUCAGUGGAGCUAAACUAAAGAGGCGGCCAAUUGCUCAGAGCACCUGCCUUGCAAAGACUUGUCAUUGAGCUGCAUUGGGAAGUCUGUAAUUGGACAGACACAGACAGUCUGGGUUGAUUCAAAAGGAGAGGGCUUGCAAAGACAGCAGACAAGAGAUUUACACGUUUUGCAAAUGUUUUUUUAGAUAUAUCCCUAAUGCAUAAUUAAAUACAGGUAUGCUUUUAUGGGUGUAUAUCUACUGAGUGUUUAUUUAUAACCAUGGAGUGUACCUUUAACAAAUGGCACACAUAGUAUAGUCUAAUAUGUUUUAUAAAUUUCAGAGAAACAAACCUCUUUAGUUGACUUCACAUAUUGCAAUCUAGUUGAACAGUUUAACAUAAUGUAAGUUUAAAAAAAAAAAAAUAUUAGCCUUUACACUUUGAAGAAAUACAAAGAUUCAUAUUAAAAUCAUCUCUCUGUCUUUUUAUUUUUCAGGAAUAAGCAAAAUGAAAUGAUCCAACCAAGAAAUUUCCUGAGCGCUCAGUGCCCCCCACUUUCAUGAAAUUAACAUUCUUUUCCAGAGUGGGAAAACCUGCAGAAAAAAAAUCUGUAUCUUAUUCUAAAUAAACCUGAAGCAAAUUGUAAUAGUAUUGGGGUGUGUGUGUGUGUGUGUGUGUUUGUGUGUAUGUAUAUAUAUAUAUAUAUAUAUUAAACAAUACACAAGAUGGGGUACAUUGACGUUGUGGCAGGCUUAUGCAAUGUAUGAUCAUAUAAUGUAACUAAAUCCCCAUUAUUUUUUGCCUAGAUUAGGUGUUUUUAGAAAAAACUUUUAAAAUCUGUCAACAUUGAAGUUGCUGUUUAGUAGAUAGGAGAGUGCGCUGGAUCUUGUGUAUUGUUUAUUGUAUAAUAUGGCCCCCAGCAGCACCCCAUUUAAGCAUGUUAAGGUGAGUGCAACCCCCCCCCC